Messenger RNA from Coregonus sp. 'balchen', 44953 nucleotides. The record is from the annotation of a GenBank genome assembly. NCBI's taxonomy places the organism in Eukaryota, Metazoa, Chordata, Actinopteri, Salmoniformes, Salmonidae.
UUUUCUCACACGGAACAGCAGCUGGUAAGUCUUAAAAAUGUCAGCCGGGUAGAUGUCAUCUGUCAACGUUGAUACUAUUUGACAGAUUGUGUAACGCUAGUGCUGGCUAGCAUUAGCAAGCAAGCUUGUUGAAAUUUUUGUGAGGCACUAGCUAGCUAACAUUAGCUAACUAUCAAUACUGUCUGUCUGUAGGAAAGUGUUUUUUUCUACGAAGUGGUGUUUUUUGGAAGAAAAGUGUUGUUUGGAUUGUCAGCAGAUGCACAACGCCUAAUCAAUGAUGUUUUCCUUUGAUGUUGACUUUCUGCAGAUGAAGAGCUACAGGGGAAUCAUGAUCAUGCUCCUGAAUUGAAGGUAGCUAUAAACACAUUUCACUAGCCCUAGGUUCAAAUAGGUACCUACUGUGCCCUUUUCUAUUACUUGACGUAACAAGCAAUAUAUACUGUGCAUUCGGAAAGUAUUCAGACCCCUUUAUCCACAUUUUGUUAUGUUACAGCCUUAUUCUAAAAUUGAUUAAAUUGUUUUUUGCUUUUCUACACACAAUACCCCAUAAUGACAAAGCAAAAAGGUUUUUAUAAGUUUUUGCAAAGCAAUUUUCAGGUCUCUCCAGAAAUGUUCAAUUGGGUUCAAGUCCGGGCUCUGGCUGGGCCACUCAAGGACAUUCAGAGACUUGUCCCGAAGCCACUCCUGCCGUUGUCUUGGCUGUGUGCUUAGCGUCAUUGUCCUGUUUGAGGGUGAAUCUUUGCCCCAGUCUGAGGUCCUGAGUGCUCUGGAGCAGGUUUCCCUCGACCCUGACUAGUCUCCCAAUCCCUGCCGCUGAAAAACAUCCCCACAGCAUGAUGCUGCCACCACCAUGCUUCAUUGUAGGGAUGGUGCCAGGUUUUCUCCAGACGUGACGCUUGGCAUUCAGGCCAAAGAGUUCAAUCUUGGUUUCAUCAGGCCAGAGAAUCUUGUUUCUCAUGGUCUGAGAUUCCUUUAGGUGCCUUUUGGCAAACUCCAAGCGGGCUGUCAUGGGCCUUUUACUGAGGAGUGGCUUCCGUCUGGCCACUCUACCAUAAAGGUCUGAUUGGUGGAGUGCUGCAGAGAUGGUUGUCCUUCUGGAAGGUUCUCCCAUCUCUACAGAGGAACUCUGGAGCUCUGUCAGUGACCAUCGGGUUCUUGGUCACCUUCCUGACCAAGGCCCUUCUCCCCCGAUUGCUCAGUUUGGCCUGGCGAUCAGCUCUAGGAAGAGUCUUGGUGGUUCCAAACUUCUUCUAUUUAAGAAUGAUGGAGGCCACUGUGUUCUUGGGGAUCUUAAAUGCUGCAGACAUUUUUGGGUACCCUUCCCCAGAUCUGUGCCUCGACACAAUCCUUUCUCAGAGCUCUACUGACAAUUCCUUCGACCUCAUGGCUUGGAUUUUGCUCUGACAUGCACUGUCAACUGUGGGACCUUAUAUAGACAGGUGUGUGCCUUUCCAAAUCAUGUCCAAUCAAUUGAAUUUACCACCUGUGGACUCCAAUAAAGUUGUAGACACAUUUUAAAUAAUUUUCUAUGGAAACAGGAUGCACCUGAGUUCAAUUUCGAGUCUCAUAGCAAAGGGUCUGAAUACUUAUGUAAGGAAGGUAUUUCUGUUUUGAAUUUUUUAUAAAUUUGCAAAAAUGUUUAACCUGUUUGCUUUGUCAUUAUGGGGUAUUGUGUGUAGAUUGAUGAGGAACAUUUUUUAUUCAAUCAAUUUUAGAAUAAGGCUGUAACGUAACAAAAUGUAGAAAAAGUCAAGGGGUCUGAAUACUUGAUGAAUGCGCUAGAAUACAGGACUAGAAUAUGGCUAGAAUACAGUAUAUACAUAUAAAGGGGGUAAAACAGUAUGUUAACAUUAUUAAAUUGACAACGAUGUACACUGGUACAAAGCAGUCUCGCUUUGUCAUUAUGGGUUACUGUGUGUAAAUUGAUGAGGAUUUUUUUAUUCAAUCAAUUUUAGAAUAAGGCUGUAUCGUCACUAAAUGUGGAAAAGGUCAAGGGGUCUGAUUACUUUCCGAAUGCACUGUCAUAUAUUGACAGACUUGAAAGAUUUAUUAUGCAGUCGCAAUCUUCGCUCUCUCUCCCACUACUCUCUCUUCUAUCCUAUCAUCUCUUCCUUCCACUAAAUCCUUCUCCCUCCCGACUCUGCAUCUUCAACCCUACUCUCCUCCCUUCCCACCUCCUUUGACUCCCACUGUCCCCUUUCGUCCCGGCCAGCUCGACCCUUCCCUCCUGCUCUUUGGCUGAGUGACUCACUGCGUGCUCACAAAAAAUGGAGGAAAACUAAACUUCCAAGGCCCUAUCAUCCUUCCACCCUCCUCUCUACCUUCUCUUCUGUAUCCGCUGCUAAAGCCACUUUCUUUUUUCUUUUGUAUUUUGCUUUUACCCCCUUUUUCUCCCAAUUUCAAUAAUGAUCUUGUCUCAUCGCUGCAACUCCCCAACGGGCUCGGGAGAGGCAAAGGUCGAGUCAUGCGUCCUCCGAAACAUGACUCGCCAAACCGUGCUCCUUAACACCCGCCUGCUUAACCCGGAAGCCAGACGCAGGUGCCAAAGUCAGCCUGCAGGUGCCCGGCCCGCCACAUGGAGUCGCUAGAGCGCAAUGAGCCAAUUGUGUGCCGCCCGAUAGGACUCCCGGUCACGGCCGGUUGUGACACAGCCUUGGAUCGAACCCAGGUCUGUAGUGAUGCCUCUAGCACUGUGAUGCAGUGCCUUAGACCGCCUCCGACCCUGGGAAACUCUUUUCCACGUUCUACUCCCUCUUUAAUCCUUCACCUCCUCCCUCUCUGCAGACGACUUUGUCAAUUUAAAAUGAAAGGUUGACGACAUCCGCUCCUCAUUCACUCAGCCUACUGAAGCCACUGGUCCCACUCACACAGCCCUACCCUACGCCUUGACCUCUUUCUCCCCUCUCUCUCCAGAUGAAAUCCUGCGACUUGAUGUCCAGCCGCCCGAGAACCGGCCCACUCAACCCCAUCCCCUCUUCCCUUCUCCAGACUAUCUCUGGAGACCUUCUCACUUCCCUCAACUCAUCCCUGACCGCUGGCUGCGUUCCCUCUGACUUCAAGAUGGCCAGAGUCACUCCCCUCUUCAAGAAACCAACAUUUGACCCCUCCGAUAUCAAAAACUUCAGACCGGUAUCCCAUCUUUCUUUUCUUUCCAAAACACUUGAGCGUGCUGUCUCUGACCAACUCUAUGGUUAUCACUCUCAGAAUGAUCUUCUUGACCCUAACCAGUCAGGCUUCAAGACGGGUCACUCAACUGGGACUGCUCUCCUCUGUGUCACGGAGGCUCUGCCAAAGCUGAAUUUCUCUCUUCUGUUCUCAUCCUCCUAGAUCUCUCCACUAUAUUUGACACUGUGAACCAUCAGAUCCUCCUCUCCACCCUCUCAGGGCUGGGCAUCUCAGGCUCUGCACACUCUUGGACUGCAUCCUACCUGGCGGGUUGCUCCUACCAGGUGGUGUGGUGAGUAUCUGGUUUUAGGCCCUCUCCUCUUCUCUCACCACCUCAAGCUUAACCUCGACAAGACGUAGCUGCUCUUCCUCCCGGGAAGGCCUGCCCGCUCCAAGACCUCUCCAUCGCGGUGUCCCCUUCCCAGAGUGCAAAGAACCUUGAUGGGACCCUGGACAACACCCUGUCGUUCUCUGCAAACAUCAAAGCAGUGACUCGCUCCUGUAGGUUCAUGCUCUAUAACAUCCGUAGAAUACGACCUUUCCUCACACAGGAAGCGGCGCAUGUCCUAUUCCAGGCACUCGUCAUAUCCCGUCUGGACUACUGCAACACUGUUGGCUGGGCUUCCCGCUUGUUCCAUCAAAUCCCUGUAACUUAUCCAGAACGUCGCAGCCCAUCUGGUGUUCAACCUUCCUAAGUUCUCUCAUGUCACCCCUCAUGUCGCUCUUCCGUACACUCCACUGGCUUCCAGUCGACGCUCACAUCCAUUACAAGACCAUGGUGCUUGCCUACAGAGCAGCAAUGAGAACUGCUACAUUCAGGCUAUGCGCAAAACCUACAUCCCAAUCAGCCAUCUCUUGUCUCUUGGUGGUCCCACCCCUAUGGGAGGUCAGCUCCCGCUCAGCCCAGUCAAAGGGGUAAAUCCAUUUGAAUUCAAUCACUUUUUGACAGCAUGCCUUUUUGUUUUAAACAACUUGUUUUGCCCAUGGAAGAAGUGGUCGGAAAGGGACUUUUUUGCCAAAACAUGGACUUGAAUGACCCAUUUUGCAUACCCUACCCUACCAUGAGACAUCCAUGUCUUCAUCAUUGGAAAAUAUAAACGGUUGAGAUUGAUGUCAUUUAAAGGCUUACAAACAGGAUUGUCAAACUUUCAUAAUUUUAUUUUUUAAAUAAAUAAUACGAUGUCUUUUUUUUUAACCUUUACAUCUAUCUAAAAACAUAUUUGCAUAUGUUGUAGCUUAGACCCUAUUUUACAUCAUAUACAUUUUUUGUGUUGUGCCUGCCAUCGGUUGAGACAACAUGCUCUUGAAUACAGGGUGGGUGUCAUUUCAAUCAUAGAAAUAGAAUGGACCUAUCCCUUCAGACCAUUGCAAUGUAUCAGGUAUAACUUCUAAUUACUACCACAAAGAUGGCCAACGUUCCACCCACCGUUGAAUGUCAAUUUUGUCAAAAUUGUCAUGUCUAUUCUGUUAUCUAUAUUUCUAUGAUUUAAAUACAGUUGAAAUCGGAAGUUUACAUACACUUAGGUUGGAGUCAUUAACUUGUUUUUCAACCACUCCACGAAUUUCUUGUUAACAAACUAUAGUUUUGGAAAAUCGGUUAGGAUAUCUACUUUGUGCAUGACACAAGUAGUUUUUCCAACGAUUGUUUACAGACAGAUUAUUUAACUUAUAAUUCACUGUAUCACAAUUCCAGUGGGUCAGAAGUUUACAUACACUAAGUUGACUGUGCCUUUUAAACAGCUUGGAAAAUUUCAGAAAAUUAUGUCAUGGCUUUAGAAGCUUCUGAUAGGCUUAUUGACAUCAUUUGAGUCAAUUGGAGGUGUACCUGUGGAUUUAUUUCAAGGCCUACCUUAAAACUCAGUGCCUCUUUGCUUGACAUCAUGGGGAAAAUAAAAAGAAAUCAGCCAAGACCUCAGGAAAAUUAUUGUAGACCUCCACAAGUCUGGUUCAUCCUUGGGAGCCAUUUGAAAACGCCUGAAGGUACCACGUUCAUCUGUACAAACAAUAGUAUGAUACCGCUCAGGAAGGAGAUGCGUUCUGUCUCCUAGAGAUGAACUUACUUUGGUGCGAAAAGUGCAAAUCAAUCCCAGCAAAGGACCUUGUGAAGAUGCUGGAGGAAACAGGUACAAAAGUAUCUAUAUCCACAGUAAAACUAGUCCUAUAUUGACAUAACCUGAAAGGCCGCUCAGCAAGGAAGAAGCCACUGCUCCAAAACCGCCAUAAAAAAGCCAGACUACGGUUUGCAACUGCACAUGGAGACAAUCGUACAUUUUGGAGAAAUGUCCUCUGGUCUGAUGAAACAAAAAUAGGAAAAAGGGGGUUGCUUGCAAGCCGAAGAACACCAACCCAACCGUGAAGCACGGGGGUGGCAGCAUCAUGCUGUGGGGGUGCUUUGCUGCGGGAGGGACUGGUGCACUUCACAAAAUAGAUGGCAUCAUGAGGAAGGAAAAUGAUGUGGAUAUAUUGAAGCAACAUCUCAAGACAUCAGUCAGGAAGUUAAAGCUUGGUCACAAAUGGGUCUUCCAAAUGGACAAUGACUCCAAGCAUACUUCCAAAGUUGUGGCAAAAUGGCUUAAGGACAACAAAGUCAAGGUAUUGGAGUGGCCACCACAAAGCCCUAACGUCAACCCUAUAGAAAUUUGUGGGCAGAACUGAAAAAGCGUGUGCGAGCAAGGAGGCCUACAAACCUGACUCAGUUACACCAGCUCUGUCAGGAGGAAUGGGCCAAAAUUCAUCCAACUUAUUGUGGGAAGCUUGUGGAAGGCUACCUGAAACAUUUGACCCAAGUUAAACAAUUUAAAGGCAAUGGUACCAAAUACUAAUUGAGUGUAUGUAAACUUCUGACCCACUGGGAAUGUGAUGAAAGAAAUAAAUAAUUAUCUCUACUAUUAUUCUGACAUUUCACAUUCUUAACAUAAAGUGGUGAUCCUAACUGAUCUAAGAUAGGACAUUUUUACUAGGAUUAAAUGUCAGGAAUUGUAUAAAACUGAGUUUAAAUGUAUUUGGUUAAGGUGUAUGUAAACUUCCGACUUCAACUGUAGGUUUCCUAUGGAGGAUUGACAGUAUAAUUUAAAACAACAGAUAUUCCCAUUCGUCAACAUUCUCUGAAGUCUGGACCUCCAACCAUCUUUUAGUACAUUUAUCAGCCAAAACAUGACACCCACCCUGUAUUCAAGAGCAUGUGUAUCAACUGAUGGCGGGCACAACACGAAAACCUCAGAUGUAAAUUGCAACAUCUGUGAAUAUGAAAAUAAUCUGAGUUGAUGGUUAAAAAUUACAAUUUGUAUAAAAAAAAAAUAUAUAUAUAAUAGUUUGACAUCCCUGUUUAUAAGCUUUUACAUUUAUAUCAAUCUCAACCAUUUAUCUUUUCAAGUGAUGAAGACAUUGAUGUACAUUUACAUUUUAGUCAUUUAGCAGACGCUCUUAUCCAGAGCGACUUACAGUUAGUGAAUACAUAUUUUUUUUUUAUACUGGCCCCCCGUGGGAAUCGAACCCACAACCCUGGCGUUGCAAACGCCAUGCUCUAUCAACCGAGCUACAUCCCUGCCGGCCAUUCCCUCCCCUACCCUGGACGACGCUGGGCCAAUUGUGCGCCACCCAUGAGUCUCCCGGUCGCGGCCGGCUGCGACAGAGCCUGGAUUCGAACCAGGAUCUCUAGUGGCACAGUUAGCACUGCAAUGCAGUGCCUUAGACCACUGCGCCACUCAGGAGUCUAGGAUGUCUCAUGGUAUGGUUGUUAAGCAAAGAACUGACCAAAGCGGAUUUGUGUAGCCUUGGUGUUACUUUCAUCCACUAUCCAUCAAUCUAAUGACAAUAUAAUAAUAAGUGAAGUUAUAUUUCAUAAUGUAACAUGACAUGACUUAGAAUGUCUUUGUUUCCCCUCCACCCUCUCAUAUUGCUUGUUUCCCCCCUCUAGUCUUACCAUGACCCAAACUCUGAGGAGGAAGAAGUCCCAGUAGGCUCCAGGAUUGUAGCAGGAAUGGUGACUUCCCCCAGGGAGGCACCGCAGCGCGAGAGGGAGAGAAGACCUGACGGUGGGGUCCAGGAGGAUGGGCUGGAGGGGGAAGAGAAGGAGGACUUGCCCACCCAACCACCACCUGUUGAGCAAAGGCCCAAAGAGGGUAAGGACAGCUAGGACAAACAAAUUUUCACGAUUACACUAAUAUCAUCAAAAUCAAGAAAUCAUAUCACGUUUUGGGGCUCAUUCUGUAGUUUUUACCUGAUUUUAAAGUAGAAUCCUGUAAAUUUUUUUUUUUCAAAAAUACCAUUUAUAUUCCUAAAAAAUAAGUUGCAAAUGAUACUGUUGUUGCUUCCUGUUGUCAUGUAUUUUUUAUUUCAAAUCCAAUUUUGUCACAUACUUCGUAAACAACAGGUGUAGACCAGAGUUUCCAUUAGGAGAAUAUGGCGCUGGACAACGUGACCGGGAAGAUGUUUGAGAAAUUUACCGGACCCAUAUAUGUUGGGUGCAUAACACAUUAGGGCGUCCACCCACGGUGCUCAAAAUGACAGAAAUCACAUUUAGAUUAUGGUAAUGCAUCUUAACUCAUGUAAUGAAGCAGCCAAUAAAACUUAAUUUCUAACAUUUGCCAAAAUGCAAUUCAUGGGAAAACACCAUUCUAAGCAGUGCACCUGAUAGCAGUCCCAUGUGUGACAGAGAUAAAUAUAUCUGUUAGAAACUUAGAAAUCUAAAGAUGCAACAACUAGGAUGGGUUGCUAAUAUGACUAGGAUUGUGCCUUUGGCUUCUGGAAAACAAAAGAAAGUUGAUAUGAAAACCAAUAGAACAUGAGAGAAAUGGCACAUCGGUGGGUCCAAUAGGGAAGUAAAUGGAAAUGCAUUUGCAAAAAUUAUACAGAAAUAAAUAAAAUCAUAAAUACUUCACCAGAAAGCAUGACUUAGCCACAGAGGAAUCGAGGAUCAUUAGCUUCUUUAAAAUGUUUUUGCUGUGGAUUGUUUCAAAUCACAAGCUCGUAGGCCUAUGCGUAUUUGGGAACCCCGCAGUUUGGGCGGUGCGUGUGGCAAUAGGCCUAGCUGAUUUGAGUUGCGGCUGUCAGUGAAAAGCAUCUAAAAUAUGUGUAAAGAUAAUGUGUCUUGAGUAUAAUUUUAAAUUUUGAGACAAGAACAAGGGGAGGGGUGUGUCGCGAAGAUAUAGGCAUGUCUCUCCAGAAUGGCUCAGCUUUCUCCCGCCAAAUGUUGCUCAUUAAUUGUUUCAUUGUGUGAAUGGUUUGUCCUUUUUGUUUUUUUCUUUAAUCAGUACCGUUAAUCCUCGUCGUUUGGUUACAUUAAUUUCUGUUAAUGCAUUUAUUCAUUAGUCAUUUACCAUUCUCAUUCUCGGAGUGGAAACAUUGUUUGUAGAGUUCACAACCUGCUACACUUGUGGUAAACAGGUUUUGGUUUAUUUCAUAACCAUCAUUUACGAGAUAUGUCCAUUUUUGUCAUUUGUCUUUUGUUUGGAGUGUUCCAUGUGAGCAAUGAGCAUGUGUCUGGUUUCUCUGUCCUGAGAAUGUUGAGGGAGCGCGCGCACCUGAGCACACUUAGAAGUACCUGGCCUGCUCUGCGAAAUGUAAGAAAGUGUUUUUUUAACAUCCAUUGUGAAUGAUAAUAUAUUAAAACUAUAGUUCCUCACAGUAAGCUAUUUGGAGAAACAAUCUCGUCCUCGAUAAUCACCAAUCCUCGGUGUGAAAGAGCAAUGAAAGUUAUAGGCCUAUUGCUGCAUAGGCCUAUAGGCAAUGAGUUCCAUGCGCGUAUUUCUUCAGCCGCCAAUGGAUCACGGUGUAUCAAUGUGUCCAUAUGGCAGAGGCUGGUGAUCUCGCAUUAGUUGACUUUUAACUUUAAUUUUAUGUCAGAUUUUUAUGAUUAACCGCAUGACAAUGAUUUUGAGAAACUAAAACGUUAUUAUUGAAAUGAAACUGUUCCGCACAAAUGUGCAUAUAAAAAUCAUAACUGGCACGCAGAACUGUAGAAAUGGUAGAAUAAAUUCUAAGCUUCCCCAAACUUGAAACUCAUGUGGCACCUAUAAAGUCAUAAAAUAAUUGCCUCCAUGUUUCCAUGGUCAGAUUCUGCCUAUAGGCUACUUUGAAGCGAGGAAAGACAUGCCUGAGGAGCUGUAGGAUAAAUCCUGCUCAAAAUUGGCUCUGUAUGCUGUGCGCAUGUGGUAGUUGUGUUGUUGUGGGGUGGAUAAAUAAGAUGCAUGAUGACUAAUGAAACACACAGGCCAAUUUAAUUUCACUCAAUUAUGCAAAUUUACCUUUAGACCGAUAACGAUGAUGGUCAAAUGUAUUUCCAUCGACUGGUAUUUCUAUCGAUGAAUAAAAAGCAUUAUUUUGCAAUGGAUCUUUUUUUUUCUCACGGUCAUUUUAGCCAACAACAGUUUUAUUUAUCAGCUUUUCAUUUGUUUUAUCGGCCAAAAGUCGGCAAUUGCCAUUUAACAGAAACCCUGGGGUAGACUAACAGUGAAAUGCUUACUUAUGGGCCCUUCCCAACAAUGUAGAGAAAAAAACUAUUGAACUAUGAAAUUAUUGAAAGAUAACACAAGGAAUAAAUACACAAUGAGUAACGAUAACUUGGCUAUAUACACGGGGUACCAGCACUGAGUUGAUUUGCAGGGGUACGAGGUAGAUAUGUACAUAUACUAUAGGUAGGGAGAAAGUGACUAAGCAACAGGAUAGAUAAUAAACAGUUGUAGCAGCAGCGUAUAUGGUGACUGUGUUUGGCGUCAGUAUGCAUGCGCGUGUGUGGGCGUAUGUAGUGUGUUUGAGUCAAAAGGGCUCCCGAGUGGCGGAGCGGUCUAAGGCACUGCAUCUCAGUGCUUGAGGCGUCACUACAGACCCCCUGGUUCGAUUCCAGGCUGUAUCACAACCGGCCGUGAUUGGGAGUCCCAUAGGGAGGCGCACAAUUGGCCCAGCGUCGUCCGGGUUUGGCCGGUGUAGGCAGUCAUUUUAAAUAAGAAUUUGUUCUUAACUGACUUGCCUAGUUAAAUAAAGGUAAAAUACAUUUUAAAAAGUGUUAUUGAAAAAAAAAAGGGUAAAUACAGAUAUUUUGGGUAGUUAUUGGUUAACUAUUUAGCAGUCUUAUGGCUUGGGAGUAGAAGCUGUUCAGGGUCCUGCUGGUUCCAGACUUGCUGAAUCGGUACUGCUUGCCGUGAGGUAGCAGAGAGAAUAGUUUAUGACUUCGGUAGGGCUUUCCUCUGACACCGCCUGGUAUAGAGGUCCUGGAUUGCAGGGAGCUCGGCUCCAGUGAUGUACUGUGCUGUACGUACUACCCUCUGUAGCGUCUUGUGGUCGGAUGCCAAGCAGUUGCCGUACCAAGCGGUAAUGCAGCCAGUCAAGAUGCUCUCAAUGGUGCAGCUGUAUAACUUUUUCAGGAUCUGAGGGUGCAGGCCAAAUCUUUUCAGCCUCCUGAGAGAGAAGAGGUGUUGUCGUGCCUUCACGACUGUGUUGUUGUGUGGGGACCAUGAUAAUUCCUUAGUGAUGUGGUCACCGAGGAACUUGAAGCUCUCGAACCGCUCCGCUACAGACCCAUCUAUGUGGAUGGGGGCGUGCUCGGCCAUCCAUUUCCUGUAGUCCACGAUCAGCUCCUUUGUCUUGCUGACGUUGAAGGAGAGGUUGUUGUCCUGGCACCACACUGCCAGGUCACUGACCACCUCCCUAUUGGCUGUCUCGUUGUCGUCGGUGAUCAGGCCAACCACCGUUGUGUCGUCAGCAAACUUAAUGAUGUUGUUGGAGUCGUGCGCGGCCAUGCAGUCGUGGGUGAACAGAAUGUACAGGAGGGGACUAAGCAUGCACCCAUGAGGGGCCGCGUGGAGGAUGUGUUGUUGCCUACCCUCACCACCUGAGGGCAGCCCAUCAGGAAGUCCAGGAUCCAGUUGCAGAGAGGUUUUCAGUCCCAGGGUCCUGAGCUUAGUGAUAAGCUUGGAGGGCACUAUGAUGUUGAUUGCUGAGCUGUAGUCAAUGAAAAGCAUUCUCACGUAGGUUUUCCUCUUGUCCAGGUGGGAGAGGGCAGUGUGGAGUGCAAUAGAGAUUGUGUCAUCUGUGGAUCUGUUGGUGGUAUGCGAAUUGGAAUGUGUCCAGGGUGUCUGGGAUGAUGGUGUUGAUGUGAGCCAUGACCAGCAUUUCAAAGCAUUUCAUGGCUACAGAUGUGAGUGCUACGGGGCGAUAGUCAUUUAGAGAGGUUACCUUGGCAUUCUUGGGCACAAGGACUAUGGUGGUCUCCUUGAAGGUUAUUACAGUCUGGGUCAUGGAAAGGUUGAACAUUUCAGUGAAGACACUUACCAGCUGGUCAGCACAUGCUCAGAGUAUGCGUCCUGGUAAUCUGUCUGGCCCUGCGGCCUUGUGAAUGUUAACCUGUUUUAAGGUCUUACUAACAUCGGCUAGUUGCUGUCAUGCAUGGUUCAGUGUUGCUUGCCUCGAAGUGAUCAUAGGAAUUUAGCUCGUCUGGUAGGCUAGCGUCAUUGGGCAGCUCGCGGCUAGGUUUCCCUUUGUAAUCCAUGACAGUUUGCAUGCCCUGCCACAUCCAACAAGCGUCAGAGUCGGCGGAAAACAUGGUUGUUGUGGAUAUUGUUUCAAAGCCUAACACAACGAAAUGAACAGCGCUUUCUAAGGUGAUGAUUAAUUCAAAACACAUCUGUAUAUCAUUUGACAUUUUUACAUUUUAGUCAUUUAGCAGACGCUCUUAUCCAGAGCGACUUACAGGAGCAAUUAGGGUUAAGUGCCUUGCUCAAGGGCACAUUUACGUCAUUUAGCAGACGCUCCAGUCCAGAGCGACUCACAAAUUGAUGCAUUCACCCUAUAGCCAGUGGGAUAACCACUUUACAAAUUUUUUUUUGGGGGGGGUAGAAGGAUUACUUUAUCCUAUCCCAGGUAUUCCUUAAAGAGGUGGGGUUUCAAAUGUCUCCGGAAGGUGGUGAACGACUCCGCUGUGUGUGUGGGGGGGUAGAAGGAUUGCUUUAUCCUAUCCCAGGUAUUCCUUAAAGAGGUGGGGUUUCAAAUGUCUCCGGAAGGUGGUGAGUGACUCCGCUGUCCUGGCGUCGUGAGGGAGCUUGUUCCACCAUUGGGGUGCCAGAGCAGCGAACAGUUUUGACUGGGCUGAGCGGGAACUAUGCUUCCGCAGAGGAAGGGGAGCUAGCAGGCCAGAGGUGGAUGAACGCAAUGCCCUCGUUUGGGUGUUGGGACUGAUCAGAGCCCGAAGGUACAGAGGUGCCGUUCCCCUCGCUGCUCCAAAGGCAAGCACCAUGGUCUUGUAACGGAUGCGAGCUUCAACUGGAAGCCAGUGGAGUGUGCGGAGGAGGGGGGUGACGUGAGAGAACUUGGGAAGGUUGAACACCAGACGGGCUGCGGCAUUCUGGAUGAGUUGUAGGGGUUUAAUGGCACAUGCAGGGAGGCCAGCCAACAGCGAGUUGCAGUAAUCCAGACGGGAGAUGACAAGUGCCUGGAUUAGGACCUGUGCCGCUUCCUGUGUAAGGCAGGGUCGUACUCUCCGAAUGUUGUAGAGCAUGAACCUGCAGGAGCGGGUCACCGCCUUGAUGUUAGCGGAGAACGACAGGGUGUUGUCCAGGGUCACGCCAAGGCUCUUCGCACUCUGGGAGGAGGACACAACGGAGUUGUCAACCAUGAUGGCGAGAUCAUGGAACGGGCAUGAGAGGUGAUGCAUAUAUAGUGCAUCACCUCUAAUAGUACCCGUCAAAAAUUUGGACACACCUACUCAUUCCAGGGUUUUUCUUUAUUUUUACUAUUUUCUACAUUGUAGAAUAGUAGUGAAGACAUCAAAACUAUGAAAUAACACAUAUGGAAUCAUGUAGUAACCAAGAAAGUGUUAAAUAAAUCAAAAUAUAUUUAAGAUUCUUCAAAGUAGCCACCCUUUGCCUUGAUGACACCUUUGCACACUCUUGGCAUUCUCUCAACCAGCUUGACCUGGAAUGCUUUUCCAACAGUCUUGAAGGAGUUCCCACAUAUGCUGAGCACUUGUUGGCCAGGUCAUCUGAUGCAGCACUCCAUCACUCUCCUUCGUAAAAUAGCCCUUACACAGCCUAGAGGUGUGUUGGGUCAUUUUCCUGUUGAAAAACAAAUGAUAGUCCCAAUAAACCCAAACCAGAUGGGAUGGCAUAUUGCUGUAGAAUGGUGUAGUAGCCAUGCUGGUUAAGUGUGCCCUGAAUUCUAAAUAAAUCAGUGUCACCAGCAAAGCACCAUAACACCACCUCCAUGCAUUACGGGUGGGAAAUACAAACAUGCGGAGAUCAUCCAUUCACCCGCACCGCGUCUCACAAAGACACGGCAGUUGUAACGAAAAAUCUCUAAUUUUGACUCAUGAACAAAGGACACAUUUUCACCGGUCUAAUGUCCAUUGCUCGUGUUUCUUGGCCCAAGCUGGUCUCUUCUUAUUAUUGGUGUCCUUUAGUAGUGGUUUCUUUGCAGCAAUUCGACCAUGAAGGCCUGAUUCACACAGUCCCCUCUGAACAGUUGAUGUUGUGAUGUCUGUUACUUGAACUCUGUGAAGCAUUUAUUUGGGCUGCAAUUUCUUAGGCUGGUAACUCUAAUGAACGUAUCCUCUGCAGCAGAGGUAACUCUGGGUCUUCCAUUCCUGUGGUGGUCCUCAUGAGAGCCAGUUUCAUCAUAGCGCUUGAUGGUUUUUGCGACUGCACCUGAAGAAACUUUCAAAGUUUUUGACAUGUUUUGUAUUGACUGACCUUCAUGUCUUAAAGGAAUGAUGGACUGUCGUUUCUCUUUGCUUAUUUGAGCUGUUCUUGCCAUAAUAUGGACUUGGUCUUUUACCAAAUAGGGCUAUCUUUUGUAUAACCCCCCUACCUUGUCACAACACAACUGAUUGCCUGAAACACAUUAAGAAGGAAAGAAAUUCCACAAAUUAACUUUUAAGAAGGCACACCUGUUAAUUGAAAUGCAUUCCAGGUGACUACCUCCUGAAUCUCGUUGAGAGAAUGUCAAGAGUGUGCAACGCUGUCAUCAAGGCAAAGGGUAGCAACUUAAAUAUAAAAUAUAUUUAGAUUUUUUUGGUUACUACCUGAUUCCAUAUGUGUUAUUUCAUAAUAUAUAUAUAAUAUAUGCAGUUGAAGUCUAAGGUUUACAUACACUUAGGUUGGAGUCAUUUAAACUUGUUUUUCAACCACUUCACACACUUCUUGUUAACAAACUAUAGUUUUGGCAAGUCGGUUAGGACAUCUACUUUGUGCAUGACACAAGUAAAUUUUACAACAAUUGUUUACACUGUAUCACAAUUCCAGUGGGUCAGACGUUUACAUACACUAAGUUGACUGUGCCUUUAAACAGCUUGGAAAAUUCCUGAAAAUGAUGUCAUGGCUUUAGAAGCUUCUGAUAGGCUAAUUGACAUCAUUUUAGUCAAUUGGAAUAUUUCAAGGCCUACCUUCAAACUCAGUGCCUCUUUGCUUGACAUCAUGGGAAAAUCCAAAGAAAUCAGCCAGGACCUCAGGAAUUGUUUUUUCUCCAAAUGCCUGAAGUUACCACGUUCAUCUGUACAAACAAUAGUACGCAAGUAUAAACACCAUGGGACCACACAGCCGUCAUACCGCUCAGGAAGGAGAUGCGUUCUGUUUCCUAGAGAUUAACGUACUUUGGUGCGAAAAGUGCAAAUCAAUCCCAGAACAGCAGCAAAGGACCUUGUGAAGAUGCUGGAGAGAACGGGUACAAAAGUAUCUAUAUCCACAGUAAAACGAGGCCUAUAUCGACAUAACCUGAAAGGCCGCUCAGCAAGGAAGAAGCCACUGCUCCAAAAUCGCCAUAAAAAAGCCAGACUACGGUUUGCAACUGCACAUGGAGACAAUCGUACAUUUUGGAGAAAUGUCCUCUGGUCUGAUGAAACAAAAAUAGGAAAAAGGGGGUUGCUUGCAAGCCAAAGAACACCAACCCAACCGGGAAGCACGGGGGUGGCAGCAUCAUGCUGUGGGGGUGCUUUGCUGCAGGAGGGACUGGUGCACUUCACAAAAUAGAUGACAUCAUGAGGAAGGAAAAUUGUGGAUAUAUAUUGAAGCAAUAUCUCAAGAUGUCAGUCAGGAAGUUAAAGCUUGGUCGCAAAUGGGUCUUCCAAAUGGACAAUGACUCCAAGCAUACUUCCAAAGUUGUGGCAAAAUGGCUUAAUGACAACAAAGUCAAGGUAUUGGAGUGGCCAUCACAAAGCCCUGACCUCAAUCCUAUAGAAAAUGUGUGGGCAGAACUGAAAAAGCGUGUGCGAGCAAGGAGGCCUACAAACCUGACUCAGUUACACCAGCUCUGUCAGGAGGAAUGGGCCAAAAUUCACCCAACUUAUUGUGGGAAGCUUGUGGAAGGAUACCUGAAAUGUUUGACCCAAGUUAAACAAUUUAAAGGCAAUGCUACCAAAUACUAAUUGAGUGUAUGUAAACUUCUGACCCACUGGGAAUGUGAUGAAAGAAAUAAAAGCUGAAAUAAAUCAUUCUGACAUUUCACAUUAUUAAAAUAAAGUGGUGAUCCUAACUGACCUAAGACAGGGAAUGUUUACUAGGAUUAAAUAUCAGGAUUAGUGAAAAACUGAGUUUAAAUGUAUUUGGCUAAGGUGUAUGUAAACUUCCGACUUCAAUUGUACAUACAUACAUACAUACACACAUACAGUGGGGGAAAAAAGUAUUUAGUCAGCCACCAAUUGUGCAAGUUCUCCCACUUAAAAAGAUGAGAGGCCUGUAAUUUUCUUCAUAGGUACAAGUCAACUAUGACAGACAAUGAGAAAAAAAAUCCAGAAAAUCACAUUGUAGGAUUUUUAAUGAAUUUAUUUGCAAAUUGUGGUGGAAAAUAAGUAUUUGGUCAAUAACAAAAGUUUCUCAAUACUUUGUUAUAUACCCUUUGUUGGCAAUGACACAGGUCAAACGUUUUCUGUAAGUCUUCACAAGGUUUUCACACACUGUUGCUGGUAUUUUGGCCCAUUCCUCCAUGCAGAUCUCCUCUAGAGCAGUGAUGUUUUGGGGCUGUCGCUGGGCAACACAGACUUUCAACUCCCUCCAAAGAUUUUCUAUGGGGUUGAGAUCUGGAGACUGGCUAGGCCACUCCAGGACCUUGAAAUGCUUCUUACGAAGCCACUCCUUCAUUUCCCAGGCGGUGUGUUUGGGAUCAUUGUCAUGCUGAAAGACCCAGCCACGUUUCAUCUUCAAUGACCUUGCUGAUGGAAGGAGGUUUUCACUCAAAAUCUCACGAUACGUGGCCCCAUUCAUUCUUUCCUUUACACGGAUCAGUCAUCCUGGUCCCUUUGCAGAAAAACAUCCCCAAAGCAUGAUGUUUCCACCCCCAUGCUUCACAGUAGGUAUGGUGUUCUUUGGAUGCAACUCAGCAUUCUUUGUCCUCCAAACAUGACGAGUUGAGUUUUUACCAAAAAGUUAUAUUUUGUUUUCAUCUGACCAUAUGACAUUCUCCCAAUCCUCUUCUGGAUCAUCCAAAUGCACUCUAGCAAACUUCAGACGGGCCUGGACAUGUACUGGCUUAAGCAGGGGGACACGUCUGGCACUGCAGGAUUUGAGUCCCUGGUGGCGUAGUGUGUUACUGAUGGUAGGCUUUGUUACUUUGGUCCCAGCUCUCUGCAGGUCAUUCACUAGGUCCCCCCAUGUGGUUCUGGGAUUUUUGCUCACCGUUCUUGUGAUAAUUUGACCCCACGGGGUGAGAUCUUGCGUGGAGCCCCAGAUCGAGGGAGAUUAUCAGUGGUCUUGUAUGUCUUCCAUUUCCUAAUAAUUGCUCCCACAGUUGAUUUCUUCAAACCAAGCUGCUUACCUAUUGCAGAUUCAGUCUUCCCAGCCUGGUGCAGGUCUACAAUUUUGUUUCUGGUGUCCUUUGACAGCUCUUUGGUCUUGGCCAUAGUGGAGUUUGGAGUGUGACUGUUUGAGGUGUGGACAGGUGUCUUUUAUACUGAUAACAAGUUCAAACAGGUGCCAUUAAUACAGGUAACGAGUGGAGGACAGAGAAGCCUCUUAAAGAAUAAGUUACAUGUCUGUGAGAGCCAGAAAUCUUGCUUGUUUGUAGGUGACCAAAUACUUAUUUUCCACCAUAAUUUGCAAAUAAAUUCAUUAAAAAUCCUACAAUGUGAUUUUCUGGAUAUUUUUUUCUCAAUUUGUCUGUCAUAGUUGACGUGUACCUAUGAUGAAAAUUACAGGCCUCUCAUCUUUUUAAGUGGGAGAACUUGCACAAUUGGUGGCUGACUAAAUACUUUUUUUCCCCACUGUGUGUGUGUGUAUAUAUAUAUAUAUAUAUACACACACACACACACACACACACACACACACACACACACACACACACACACACACACACACACACACACACAGUACCAGUCAAAAGGUUGGACACACCUACUCAUUCAAGGAACUGGGAGCUUCGUUAAAUAGUACCCGCAAAACACCAGUCUCAACGUCAACAGUGAAGAGGCGACUCCGAUACUUUUGUACCUGUUUCCUCCAGCAUCUUCACAAGGUCCUUUGCUGCUGUUCUGGGAUUGAUUUGCACUUUUCGCACCAAAGUACGUUCAUCUCUAGGAACCAGAAUGCAUCUCCUUCCUAAGCGGUAUGACGGCUGCGUGGUCCCAUGGUGUUUAUACUUGCGUACUAUUGUUUGUACAGAUGAACGUGGUAACUUCAGGCAUUUUGAAAUUGCUCCCAUGGUUGUACGACUUGUGGAUGUCUACAGUUUUGUUUUCUGAGGUCUUGGCUGAUUUCUUUUGAUUUUCCCAUGAUAUCAAGCAAAGAGACACUUAGUUUGAAUGUAGGCCUUGAAAUACAUCCACAGGUACACCUCCAAUUGACUCAAAUGAUGUCAAUUAGCCUAUCAGAAGCUUCUAAAGCCAUUAAUUUUCCAAGCUGUUUAAAUGCACAGUCACCUUAGUGUAUGUAAACUUCUGACCCACUGGAAUUUUGAUACAGUGAAUUAUAAGUUAAAUAAUUUGUCUGUAAACACUUGUUGGAAAUAUUACUUGUGUCAUGCACAAAGUAGAUGUCCUAACCGACUUGCCAAAACUAUAGUUUGUUAACUAGACAUUUGUGGAGUGGUUGAAAAAUGAGUUUUAAUGACUCCAACCUAAGUGUAUGUAAACUUCCGACUUCAACUGUAUGUCGUAGGCCUACCGUUUGUAAAACACCCCAAAAAGACGGCAGGUACGAACAGAACCAAAAAAAGACCUCCAGAAGACGUCUGCCCGUGCUUACUAGGGUGUAGCCUACUGUGUUGGUCUGCAAAGGAAUUUUAUCAAUGCCCAUCCAUGUGGUAGGCCCACCGUUUGUAAAACAGCCCAUUGAAUUGGCUUUAUUAGUCCUGAUUCCUGUGACUAAUCAAUUUGGCUAUUUAAGCUCCGAAUAUCAGCUACACAACUUCAUCAGGAGUUAUCCUGAGCCUAUUUGCAAUGUGUUUACACAGCGGGAAAUCAGAAGUAUUUUCUUUUUCGCCGUGAUCAGCUCAUCAAAAAUUGACAGAUACAAAUUUGAAACCACUGAUCAUGAAAAUUUAGCCCACAGGGUGAAACUUCUGGACAGCAGUUGUGAGUAGCCUGAUUUGUCCAUUUCAUAUUGUCCAUUUUACUUUGAUCUGUCUUGUUUUUAGGGUAUGUCAGCGUAUUUUUUUAUUUCAUUGGGUGCCAUUUAGGUUAGGCUAUUUGAUCUGAGAAACCUGCAUGAUGUAAAACGUGUCCGUCUCAUUACAUUGUCAUACAUUUUAUCUCCAGCCUGUAGGCUACAGAAAAGGCCACAUACUUUUUCUACCAUAUGCUAUAUCCAGGGGUGAAAGUAUAAUUAAUUUAUUCCCGGUACGGGACCAAGCGCGUGCACCAACAUUUCUUAUGGGCCUAGUCAUAGAGUGACAAAUACAGUCCCUAUUAAUUCAAUAGGAUCUCUGUGGGCCUAGUUGUAAAGAUUUGUCAUUUAACUUUUAAAAUGCAUGACCUUUUAUUGUGGCAUAAACACAACCAGUCAAAAUGUUUUCAUCUGAUUCUUAAACAAUCACUUCAAAGGGCUCCUUCAUAGGUUAACCAUGCACAUAUAUAUUUCCAGACUCCAAACAGUGGUGAAUGGAAAGAGACAUCUGUUACACGUAAACACCAAAAAGUGAAAUGACAAAUUUGGCUAUUGUCAUGUCACUGUUCUCGUCGAACCACAUCGCAUUGGACUGUAGGCUAUACCAUCCGUUUUCAAGUCCAUUCGCUCAUUUGUCAUGCCUCUGACGUGCGGUAAUGAUAAAGUGGUGUAAUAGCAUACAGUUUUCUUGACAUUUUGUUUUAAUUAUUGUGAAUGGCUCAUGUUUUACCCUGGCGAUAUCUGCUACAUUUUUUUUACGGAACGUUGGUGGAGCGCCACAGCGAUGCGUCUCUCCAACAGAUGGCGCCCUGGGAAUGGACAAGCAAAAUAAUUUGUGCCCCUGCCUUUGAGUGUAUGUUAACUUCUGACUUCAAUUGAAUGUAUACAGUUAUACAAUACAUAGAUUACUGCAUAUUACACAUGGCACAAGAACAGAAAACUAAACUAAUUUUAAGAUGUCUUUGGUAUAUAAUUGGUCAAGCCUAUACUUCAAAAUUAAACAAAUUCUAGUAAUCGCCUUUGAGUGUGGAUUGUAUUAUUAUGCAUACUGGAUGGACUGGUUACCUUAUGCUAUACUCCAAAAUGUCUAUCCAUGAGGCUGGGAGAGAACGUAUAGGUCUAGGCGAUGCUGUUGGUUCAUUGAUUGUGCAUGGCUGCUUACAGUUUGCCUACAAUUAUAGUGAAUUUGAUUUUAAAUAGCCUAGUAAUAGGGCAUUUAUAUAUAAUUUGAUAAUGAAUAGGCAGACACAAGGCCUACCUUUCAGCUACAGAAAAUCUCAUCACCAUGCAUUUCCAUUUCCUCCUCUCUCGCCUUCAUUACUUUCUCGAGCGCACAGAGAGGGGCUGCCAAUAGUUUAAUUAAAUUAGUUUUGUUGUGAAAACGUUACUAUCGACGUUCCGAACAGCUGCAGAGACAGGGUUGGAGAGCCCAUGGCAUACAGAGUUUGGGUGGAAUAUCACCUGUAGCGCACAGCGAGAGGCUGCAUGCGCCUCAAACAUUGGUUGAUGCAUUGAUUUAAAAAAAUAUGUUAAUUAGUUAUUUCUGUUUUUAUUUGUAAUAAAUGUGCAAACAUUUCUAAAAACCUGUUUUCGUUUUGUCAUUAUGGGGUGUUGUGUGUAAUUUGAGGGGGGGGAAUAAUUUAAUCAAUUUUAGAAUAAGGCUGUAAUGUAAUGUUAUUUGAAAAAAGUCAAGAUGUCUGAAUACUUUCCGAAUGCACUAUAUGUUUUGAUUUCUAAGACAUUCUAAGGUUUGCAUCAUUCACAACUAAAAUUGCUAAACAACUCAAUCUAGUUUAUAGGACCUGUUUCAAAUGAUCAUGUUUACGCUCAGCAUAGCCACUUCAUAUGCACACUCUCUCUGGAUUGGGAAAAAUAUCAUAAGUUCAAUUAAUUCUUCUUACUAUAAAAUCAUAAAAUAUAAAAUAAUGGCAUGGGACUUAGACGCAUAUCUUUUCUGCAUGGCGCAUAGCCAGAUAACAUACAGUAAGCUUACUCAUGUUCUGUUCUUCUGAAAUACAUUUUCUUCAUAUCAUAAAGUUUCUAUAGACCUGCCUAAAAUAAAUAAUGGAUUUAUUGUGACGGGUGUAUAUUCAGGUAAUUUAUUAUACUUUUUUUUUUUUAUGUAGAUAUUUCAAAGGCUCUUAUCAGCGGCUUGUAUGUGGCUCUUAUGCAUGGAGGUCUGGAAAUGCUAAAUAUGUUUGUUAAUUGACGAUCAAUUACCGUGAGACCUGCAAACUUUUACAUGACAAUAACCGGCUGACACAAUUUCAUGACCGCCACAACCCUCCAUUUGCAAAUCUGACCAUAUGGUUAUGGGCAGAUUUGCCAAAUGCAGGGCGAGGGAGAGCUUUGUAUGCGUUUCUUUGUGUGGCGUAAAGGUGAUCUAGAGUUGUUUGUUUUUUUGUCUGUAGUUGUACACGGUGACAUGAUGGUAAAAAAUGUGGUAAGACUGAUUUCAGUUCCCUGCAUUAAAAUAAACGGCCACAAGGUGGGCCGCUACUAGAUGUGCAUUUUCUUGUUUGCUUAUGGCCCUAUACAGCUCAUUAAGUGGGGUCUUAGUGCCAGAUUUCAGUUUGUGGUGAUGAAUAGACAGCUACGAAAAAUAUAGAUAAACUCUCUUGGUAAAUGGUAUGGUCUGCAGCUUAUCAUGAGGUAUUCUAACUCAGGCGAGUAAAACAUUGAGACUUCCUAAACAUUAGAGAUCACGCACCAGCUGUUAACAGAGACACACACACCUUCCCCCUUGCCCGAAGCUGCCAUUUGGUCUUGACGAUGAAUAGAAAAACCAGCUAGAUGCAUGUUAUCCAUGUCCCUUUUCAGCCACGACUCAGAGAAACCGGAUAUUACAGUUCUACACGUCCUGUUGAUGGGAUAGUCUUAAAACGGAGCUCGUCCAGUUUGUUCUCUAGUGAUUGUACGUUCGCCAAUAUAACGGAGGGUAGAGGUGGUUUAUUUACUCGCCAACGUAGUCUCGUCAGGGAGCCCGCUCGUUUGCCUCUUUUGCGCCGUCUCUUCCUCUUUCGAGUCCCGGGAUUAGGGCCUGGUCCGCAAGGAGCAGUACAUCCCACAACUGCGAACUCGUUGAAGUAAUAAUCUUCAUCCAAAUCGACGUAAGUGAUCACUGUUCUGAUGUCCUGAAGCUGUUUUUGGUCAUAGGAAAUGAUGACGGAAAUAAUAUGUAAAAAAAAUAAAAAAUUACGAUCAGCGUAAAACCCCCCACAAAAUGUCAUGAGCCCGUAAAACGGCAGCUAUCCACUGCAGUGCCAUCUUCCCAAUUUAUAGCCGAGUGUCAAAACACCGGUUUUAAAUGUCCAAAUUCAUAAUCUGUAUGCUGAAAUAAGUGAUAUGUUGAAGACCAAGACACAAAUUACUCCCUAUACACACACGUGUCAUACUUGUGUUCAGAUUACUUCUAUUUUGCUAAAUUAGUACCGUAACUGCUCACGCGUCAACAUUUACCAAGCGGUCACUCCAGACUGAAAUAUCAUAGCUUUCACCUGGAUUCACCUGGUCUAUGGAUUGUUUAUGGCCACAAUGCUACAAUAUGUUCCACAGAUAGGAGUGAUAGGAGUGGGGAAAAAGGUACUUGUGCAUUGAUAAGCACACCAAAGACGGGAUUACCGAUAAAUAAUCAAAUAAAGACCGCACUUCUAAAAGCCUAUUUCACACCAUAACCUGCUGAAUUUGGAAGAUUACGCUUUCUUUCAUUUUGAUUUCGGCACAAAUGAAAAUGUGGUACAGGCUUGCCCAUGGAUUGACGUUUCAGCAUUGUCUCAAUGAAUAGUUCAGCGUUUGACCAGCCAUGUACAACAUGCACGUGCAGUUACAAGCCUGUCUGUGUUUUUGCUUGAACAUACUAACUCCACUCCCCCUACCAUUUGUGAUUUUUGGUUGAUGCAGUUCCUGUGGUGAAUGGGGGCACAGCCAAUGGGGAGCCCUGUCUGUUCCCCUUUCUCUUCCUGGGGAAGGAGUACUCGGACUGUACCACCGAUGGACGGGGGGACGAACGGCUGUGGUGCGCCGCCACCUACGACUACGACAGGGACAAGAGAUGGGGCUUCUGUGAGAGUAAGUCGGCAUGGCCGUUUCAGACCUUGAGGAAACUCAAGUGAGUUAGUUACUGUUAUCUUAAAUGGAAUGUAUUCAGUGAGUGAAUCUAUUGGUUGAAUUUGUGAGCUACUGCAAAACUUGUAAGCUCAGUGAGGACCAAAUUCAGAAUUGUCCUAGACUGACCAAUCAUUUGAGUGAACCUUAGAUGACAGCACAUUUUUUUCUUUGUGAGUGAAUCAGUGUUUGAUUGUUGUGGUCAAAAUGAAAUUCUAUUUUCUGUCCCUCCCCCUUAGAGAGGGACACACACACCACUUACGAGGCUGAAACAAACAGUGAAUGAAUAAAGUUGUGUUGUGUUGUAGCGGAGGAGCAGGCUGAGCAAAGGCAUCUAGCGGAGGAGGCCGAAAAGGAGUACCAGACAGCCCUCCGCAUGAUUAACGGAACCAACCGGAAGAGCCAGAAGAAAGAGUGAGCUCUCUUUCCUCCCCUCCUCCUCCUUGUCUCACCUACACACUAAUCUCUCACAUUCUCCUUUAGUGUUCAUAAGUGUGCCUGCUGAAAGCAAGAACAUUCUAGACAUCCCACUUACUCAUAUUAUUAUUAUUAUUAGUGUGCUUGCUGAGAGCAAGAACGUUUUAGAAAUCCAACAAUCUUAUUAUUAGUGUGCUUGUUGACAGCAAGAACACUCUAGAAAUCCUACAGUCUUAAAAUUAUUUGCUCUAGCGCUUAAACUGCUUAAGCGAUCAACACCAAACAAACUUUUUAAAUAUGCAGACAGACAGUCUUUAGGUUACUAGGGAAAGUCUGGGCUGAUUUUGGGAAACCCUGGUUUAAGGCACGGAGGCAUGUGGGAUUUGACUUUAACUCCUCCUAUAUCCAUCUGAGCCUCAUAUAGGCGGCAGGUAGCUUAGUGUUUAAGAGCAUUGUGCCAGUAACCGAAAGGUCGCUGGUUCUAAUCCCUGAGCCAACUAGGUGAAAAAUCUGUCGAUGUGCCCUUGAGCAAGGCACUUAACCCUAAUUGCUCCUGUAAGUCGCUCUGGAUAAGAGCGUCUGCUAAAUGACUAAAAUGUCAAUGUAAAUAUAGUCUACCAUUUGUAUAGCCACAUCAUGGGUUAGCACAUGCUGAGAUGAAAGGAUGGCCAUUUUGUGCUUUUAGUAAAUAAGAAUUUAUAUUUGUAUGGGAAUGUGUGUGUGUGUGCAUUGUUUGUGUGUACAGUGCCUUCCGAAAGUAUUCAUAGAUUGCACACAGGGAUUACACCAGGCCAACGGUGAUUUUAAAACAGUUACAAAGUUUAAUAGUUGUGGUAUGAGAACUGAGGAUGGAUGAACAACAUUGUAGUUACUCCACAAUACUAACCUAAAUGACAGAGUGAAAAGAAGAACCUGUACUCAGGGGUAUUUACACCCCUGAGUCAAUACUUUGUAGAAGCACCUUUGGGGGCGAUUACAGCUGUCUCUUUUUGGGUAAGUCUCUAAGAGCUUUGCACACCUGGAUUGUACAAUAUUUGCCCAUUAUUCAUUUGUAAAUUCUUUAAGCUCUGUCCCGUUGAUUGAUGAUCAUUGCUAGACAGCCAUUUUCAAGUCUUGCCAUAUAUUUUGAAGCCGAUUUAUGUCAAAACUGUAACUAGGCCACUCAGGAACAUUCAAUGUCUUCUUGGUAAGCAACUCCAGUGUAUAUUUGGCCUUGUGUUUUAGGUUAUUCUCCGCUGAAAGGUGAAUUAGUCUCCCAGUGUUUGUUGGAAAGCAGACUGAACCAGGUUUUCUUCUAGGAUUUAGCCUGUGUUUCUAGCUAUAUUCCGUUUUUAAGUGCCUUGUGGCAAAUAAGAUGCAUGUAAAAAAAAAAUGUAAAAUUCUGUACAGGUUUUCUUCUUUUCACUCUGUCAUUUAAUAAUAAUAAUAAUAUGCCAUUUAGCAGACGCUUUUAUCCAAAGCGACUUACAGUCAUGCGUGCAUACAUUUUUUUUUGUGUAUGGGUGGUCCCGGGGAUCGAACCCACUACCUUGGCGUUACAAGCGCCGUGCUCUACCAGCUGAGCUACAGAGGACCACAUUAGGUUAGUAUUGUGGAGUAACUACAAUGUUGUUCAUAUAUCCUCAGUUUUCUCAUACCACAACUAUUAAACUCUGUAACUGUUUUAAAAUCACAGUUGGCCUGGUGUAAUCCCUGAGCAAAGGGGUUGAAUAUUUAUUGACUCACUAAAAGUGGCAGUAAUAAAGCCUCUCUUGAAAAAGCCAAACCUUGACCCAGAAAUUGUAAAAAACUAUCGGCUUAUAUCUAAUCUCCCAUUCCUCUCAACAUCUUUAGAAAAAGCUGUUGUGCAGCAACACACUGCCUUCCUGAAGACAAAACAAUGUAUACGAAAUGCUUCAGUCUGUUUUUAGACCCCAUCAAAUCACUGAGACUGCACUCGUGAAGGUGGUAAAUGACUUUUUAAUGGCGUCAGACCAAGGCUCUGCAUCUGUCCUUGGGCUCCUAUAUCUUGAUAUCUUUCUGACAGAUAAGAUCUAAACCAGGCAAGGACAAGUUCUUGCCUGGUUUAGAUCUUAUCUGUCAGAAAGAUAUCAGUUAGUCUCUGUGGAUGGUUUGUCCUCUGACAAAUCAAUUGUACGUUUCGGUGUUCCUCAAGGUUCCGUUUUAGGACCACUAUUGUUUUCACUAGAUAUUUUACCUCUUGGUGAUGUCAUUCGGAAACACAAUGUUAACUUUCAUUGCUAUGCGGACGACACACAGCUCUACAUUUCAAUAAAACAUGGUGAAGCCCCAAAAUUGCCUGCCCUGGAAGCAUGUGUUUCAGACAUAAGGAAGUGGAUGGCAGGACAUUUUUUUUACUUUAAAACCCGGACAAAACAGAGAUGCUAGUUCUAGGUCCCAAGAAACAAAGAGAUCUUCUGUUGGAUCUGACAAUUAAUCUUGAUGGUUGUACAGUUGUCUCAAAAAAAAACUGUUACUCUGGACCCUGAUCUCUUUUGACAAACAUAUCAAGAAUAUUUCAAGGACAGCUUUUUUCCAUCUUCGUAACAUUGCAGAAAUCAGAAACUUUUUGUCGAAAAAUUAUGCAGAAAAGCUAAUCCAUGCUUUUGUCACUUCUAGAUUAGACUACUGCAAUGCUCUACUCCCCAGAUACCCGGAUAAAGCACUAAAUAUACUUCAGUUAGUGCUAAACACGGCUGCUAGAAUCUUGACUAGAACCAAAAUAUUUGAUCAUAUUACUCCAGUGCUAGCAUACACUGGCUUCCUGUUAAGGCUAGGGCUGAUUUCAAGGUUUGACUGCUAACCUACAAAGCAUUACAUGGGCUUGCUCCUACCUAUCUCUCUGAUUUAGUCCUGCCGUACAUACCUACACGUAGGCUAUGGUCACAAGACGCAGGCCUCCUUAUUGUCCCUAGAAUUUCUAAUCAAACAGCUGGAGGCAGGGCUUUUUCCUAUAGAGCUUAAUUUGUAUGGAAUGGUCUGCCUAUCCAUGUGAGAGACGCAGACUCGGUCUCGACCUUUAAGUCUUUACUGAAGACUCAUCUCUUCAGUAGGUCCUAUGAUUGCGUGUCGUCUGGCCCAGGGGUGCGAAGGUGAACGGAAAGGCACUGGAGCGACAAAUCGCCCUUGCUGUCUCUGCCUGGCCGGUUGCUGUCUCUCCAUUGGGAUUCUCUGCCUUUGACCCUAUUACGGGGUCAUCCCUAGGAGGGGUCCGUGCCCCCUAAUUCUCUCUCUCUCUCCCUCCCCUCCCGGAGGACAUGAGCCAUAGGACCAUGCCUCAGGACUACCUGGGCUGAUGACUCCUUGCUGUCCCCAGUCCACCUGGUCGUGCUGCUGCUCCAGUUCCACUCUUUUGCCUGCGGCUAUGGAACCCUGACCUGUUCACCGGACGUCCUACCUUGUCCCAGACCUGCUGUUUUCAACUCUCUCUCUUUACCGCACCUGCUAUAUCAACCUCUAGAUGCCCGGCUAUGAAAAGCCAAGUGACAUUUACUACUCAUGUACUGACCUGUUGCAACCUCUACAACCACUGUGAUUAUUAUUUGACCCUGCUGGUCAUCUAUGAACGUUUGAACAUCUUGGAGAAAAAUCUGGUUUUAAUGGCCAUGUACUGUUAUAAUCUCCACCAGGCACAGCCAGAAGGGGACUGGCCACCCCUCAGAGCCUGGUUCCUCUCUAGGUUUCUUCCUAGGUGUCUGCCUUUCUAGGGAGUUUUUCCUAGCCACCAUGCUUCUACAUCUACAUUGCUUGCUGUUUGGGGUUUUAGGCUGGGUUUCUGUAUAGCACUUUGACAUCUGAUGUAAAAAUGAUUUAUAAAUACAUUUGAUUUGAUUGAAGACAUUUCAGCUUUAAAUUGUUAUUAAUUUCUCAAAUCUUCUACAAACAAAAGUCCACAUUAUGGGUUAUUCUGUGUAGAUCUGUGACAAUAUCAAUUUAAGCAAUUUUUAAUUCAGGCUGUAACACAACAAAAUGUGGAAAAAGUAAAGGGGUGUGAAUACUUUCUGAAAGCUUUGAUAUGCUUGCACGGCUGCGUGUCUUGUCGCUAAUCUCGUCCCACUCCUUUCUUAUUUUGUAUCUUUGUAUCUAUCUUGGACAGGAUAGACAGAGAGAAAGGAAGGAGGAAACAUAUUGCUAGAGCAGUGGGUUGGAUUCGAACCCAUGCUUGCAGCGGUACUUUACACAUGUGUUCUAGAGGAGAGGCAGCGGCUUAGACUGCUAGACAACCCCAGGCUACAUACACACCUUUAACUUACUCAAUCUUCAUCUUAUUCCUCAUCAGGUUGUAUGAAAAGCUAUUGAAGGUGGCGUGGAAAGGCCACCACAAGGCCAUGGAGAAGGUGGCCUACGCCAUGCUGUUUGGAGACUACAUGACCCAGGACAUCCCCAAGGCCAAGGAGCUAUUUGAGAAGCUGGCCCUGGAGGGCUCCCCCAAAGCUCAGAUGGUAAUGGAACAUUCCUAUUUAAACUAAAUGGAUCCAGGGUAGACAUUUUAAACAUGCUCUGUUGAUGCUUAGGGCUACAGCCACACAGCUUUUGUCUUAAAAUUACGGAUUGAGUCAUCCAUUGAUGAACGGAGCUGAUUGUCCUUCAAAAAAAGCACAGUAUGUCCAUCUUUUUACGUAUGCAACUCGCUUUUAAAGUAGUUGACUUGAAUAGAAAUGUUGACUGACGAAAACAAACAAUUGAUGUAUGUAUGUAUGUAUGUAUGUAUGUAUGUAUGUAUGUAUGUAUGUAUGUAUGUAUGUAUGUAUAUACGAUUUCAUCUAUGUUUAUGCAUCUCUGUGUGGUUGUAGGUAGCCUAACGCUCCACCUGGUAUCUUCCAACAGGCACUUGGUUUCUUGUACGCUGCCGGGUUAGGCGUGAACUCCAGUCAAGCAAAGGUACAAACAUCCAGCCUCUCUCCUUUUUCUCUCUCCCUCCUUUCUCCAAGCCCGUCUCUCUUCUUUCGAUGUAGCCUAUAUACUGAUGAAAAGCUGUAUUUGUUCAGAGGUAGCUUUCGUAGAUAAUAUGGAGUUACCUCCUUAACCAGGAAUGUAAAGUAAAGCAUAUCCCCUCAACUCUGUUUCAGGCGUUGGUUUACUACACCUUCGGGGCUUUGGGCGGAAACCUGGUGGCUCAUAUGAUUCUGGUGAGCUACUUCUGCUUUUAGUAGAUUUGAAUAGAGAAGCCUUAUAAUGUGUAUUGUUUCUCUCUUAUGGAUAUACUGUAUAAUGAUUGACCUUUUCUCCCUUUGCUACCAUUCUCUCUUUAGGGAUACCGAUACUGGGGUGGUGUGGGUGUGCCCCAGAGCUGCGAAUCGGCACUGACGCACUACAGACUGGUGGCCAAUCAUGGUAAGAAGACACCCGCUGCCAACCAAUUAAACACUUUCACUGUCUCAGAUUACAGUUUCUCAGUGUUUUGAAUCGAGAACACCUGCAUCUAAACAGCCCUAAACUAGCAUGUGCAGUAGAGUUCGAAAAGUAGAUUUGUUUUAAGUUUGUUUUGUUGCGAAGUGUCUCUAUUGCACAUUUGUAGGUGCUGCCCUUUUAUAGGAAAAUCCCCAGAUUCUCAGCAAACUGAUUAAACAAAAGGAAAGGCUGCAACUCUACUGAUCACAGAGACAUGUAUGCAGAAACAUGUGUCUUUCUCCAGUGGCCAGUGAUGUGUCCCUGACGGGAGGCAGUGCGGUGCAGAGGGUGCGUCUGCUGGACGAGGUGGAGAACCCGGGCUCUACCAGCGGCAUGCUGGAGGAAGACCUGAUCCAGUACUACCAGUUCCUUGCUGAGAAGGGAGACGUCCAGGCCCAGGUUAGGGUUAAGAUGGGGAAGACUGCUCUUAGUGUUUUUUCUGCGUAGGAAAUUCUUUGGAGUUCUUUGCGAUGGGAAAAACAGCAUUCACUGUAAACUUGAAGGAUGAAAACUAAAUUGAAAGUAUGUAGAAAAGAUAAUAGCCCUAUAUAUUUUUUCAUAAUGUAAUCUUUGAGAACUAACAAUCACCAAAAUUAAAGCUAGACAGUCAGGGAAAAUGGAAAAUUCUAUAAAUUAUGAAUUCAGGGCAUUAUACCCAUUAUACCCUUCCUCGCACUUGCGGGAGUUAAAGGAAGUAAUCAAAUCACUUGUUGAGUCUCUUGAUUUUCAAGUUUCUCUGGCGCUUGCACGACUAUAGCAUGAAAAUGGGUAAGCAUGUAAUGAUUGAAAAGGUGGAUUCUGGUCAAAAGUAAAUCAAAUCAAAUCAAAUUUUAUUGGUCACAUGCGCCGAAUACAACAGGUGCAGACAUCACAGUGAAAUGCUUACUUACAGCCCUUAACCAACAGUGCAUUUAUUUUUAACAAAAAAGUAAAAAUAAAACAACAACAAAAAAAGUGUUGAGAAAAAAAAGAGCAGAAGUAAAAUAAAAUAACAGUAGGGAGGCUAUAUAUACAGGGGGGUACCGUUGCAGAGUCAAUGUGCGGGGGCACCGGCUAGUUGAGAUAGUUGAGGUAAUAUGUACAUGUGGGUAGAGUUAAAGUGACUAUGCAUAAAUAAUUAACAGAGUAGCAGCAGCGUAAAAAGGAUGGGGUGGGGGGGGCAGUGCAAAUAGUCCGGGUAGCCAUGAUUAGCUGUUCAGGAGUCUUAUGGCUUGGGGGUAGAAGCUGUUGAGAAGUCUUUUGGACCUAGACUUGGCACUCCGGUACCGCUUGCCGUGCGGUAGCAGAGAGAACAGUCUAUGACUAGGGUGGCUGGAGUCUUUGACAAUUUUGAGGGCCUUCCUCAAAAUUGCAUGAGGAGAAACCACUGGAGGAGAAAGCACUUCCAAAAGUAGUGCACUAUAUAGGGAAUAUGGUGCCAUUUGGGACUCAUACGUCGUGUUUUGUGCCAUGACCCCAUGCUUUGUUCACAACAGGUUGGACUGGGCCAGCUGCAUCUGCACGGUGGUCGGGGGGUGGAGCAGAACCACCAGGUAACCUUUCCCUAACCCAUUUUCAACCUUAUUCGAACACUAGCUGUGCUGCUCACUCUUGUAUUUAAUGUGAUUAAAUGUUUGUUUGUCGACAGCGGGCCUAUGAUUACUUCAACCAGGCAGCGAAUGCCGGGAACACACACGCCAUGGCCUUCCUUGGGAAGGUAAGAUUAUUACAUGAUUUUAUAGGCCUGUAGCACUGUGUAGAAGUAAGUAGGUAACGCUAACCUUACUCUGUGGCUGUGCUACUUUCCAGUGGUUUCUCCUCAUGCUCCCUUCUCUCUCCUUCUCUUUAUUUUUUCUUUGUUCUUUUUUUCUCUCGCCUGUCUUUUCUUGCUCUUUUCUCACUCUCUGUCUCUCUCUGUCAGAUGUACUCGGAUGGCAGUGAGUACUUGUCUCAGAACAAUGAGACGGCCCUGCAGUACUUCAAGAAGGCCUCUGACCUGGUGAGUGUCCAAAUCUUAGAAAUAGAAUCACUGGAGUGGAAAUCAUAUUUCUAUGGUCCAGCCAUGGAUUGUUAUACAUCCAUAAUGAUAUCUAUAUAACUCUGUUUGCUUCAUCUUUCCAUUUAUCAAACAAUUCACUCCUUUGGGUAUCUUAUAGAUAGGCCACAGUGCCUGCACAUACAGUGCAUUCGGAAAGUAUUCAGACUCCUUCCCUUUUUCCACAUUUUGUUACAUUACAGCCUUAUUCUAGAAUGGAUUACAUUAUUUUUUUCCCUCAUCAAUCUACAAACAAUACCCCAUAAUGACAAAGCGAAAACAGGUUUUUAGAAAUUUUUGCAAAUGUAGAAAAAAACAGAAAAACCUUAUUUACGUAAGUAUUCAGACCCUUUGCUAUGAGACUCAAAAUUGAGCUCAGGUGCAUUAUUCUUCCAUUGAUCCUCCUUGAGAUUUUUCUACAACUUGAUUGGAGUCCACCUGUGGCAAAUUCAAUUGAUUGGACAUGAUUUGGAAGGCACACACAUGUCUAUAUAAGGUCCCACAGUUGACAGUGCAUGUCAGAGCAAAAACCAAGCCAUGAGGUCGAAGGAAUUGUCCGUAGAGCUCAGAGACAGGAUUGUGUCGAGGCACAGAUCUGGGGAAGGGUACCAACACAUUUCUGCAACAACACAGUGGCCUCCAUCAUUCUUAAAUGGAAGAAGUUUGGAACCACCAAGACUCUUCCUAGAGUUGGCCGCCCAGCCAAACUGAGCAAUCGGGGGAGAAGGGCCUUGGUCAGGGAGGUGACCAAGAACCCGAUGGUCACUCUGACAGAGCUCCAGAGUUCCUCUGUGGAGAUGGGAGAACCUUCCAGAAGGACAACCAUCUCUGCAGCACUCCACUAAUCAGGCCUUUAUGUAGAGUGGCCAGACUGAAGCCACUCCUCAGUAAAAGGCACGUGACAGCCCGCUUGGAGUUUGUCAAAAGGCACCUAAAGGACUCAGACCAUGAGAAACAAGAUUCUCUGGUCUGAUGAAACCAAGAUUGAACUCUUUGGCCUGAAUGCCAAGCAUCACGUCUGGAGGAAACCUGGCACCAUCCCUACGGUGAAGCAUGGUGGUGGCAGAAUCAUGCUCUAGGGAUGUUUUUCAGCGGCAGGUUUUUCGAGGCAAAGAUGAACGGUGCAAAGUACAGAGAGAUCCUUGAUGAAAACCUGCUCCAGAGCGCUCAGGACCUCAGACUGGGGCGAAGGUUCACCUUCCAACAGGACCACGACCCUAAGCACACAGCCAAGACAACGCAAGAGUGGCUUCGGGACAAGUUUCUGAAUGUCUUUGAGUGGUCUGAAUACGUUCUGAAUGCACUGUAUGCCUGUAAGAAUUCCCAAUAUAAAAGUCCACUGCUCAUAGUGGUCAAAAACUGUUGGGACAGAAAUAUUCUUAUACAUCGCUUUUCAAUGAUAACAUGGUUUUUCAGGAUCGAUCAGUUAUACAUUAUUAGUCAAAUUAACCGGUGUAGAUGUGGUUUUCAAGACUGCCUCUCUUUUUGGUGUCCUUACCCGCUGUUCUUGUCCCCUAGGGUAACCCUGUUGGACAGAGUGGACUGGGCAUGGCGUACCUGUACGGGAGGGGCGUGCCAGUGGUAAGUGACUGCCAGUGUCCACCAUCACCCAGUGCCACCCAUACCACCUGGCACCUACACUAGAAGAGCUUGGCAAAACACAUUUAUUUUAGGUAAAGAUUUGGCACAUGCAAUAAGGUUCAGCUGCAUGCCUGUUUGAUUCAAACUGUAGUUAAAUUACUAAAGUGAGCUUUUGUAAACAUUGGCAUUUGAAUCCAGCAGCUGUGUAGGCCUGUCUGUAUUUUCUGUAUGAUUUACACAAUAGUUUUGUGUGUGUGUCCUACAGAAUUACGAGUUGGCGCUGAAAUACUUCCAGAAGGCAGCGGAGCAGGGCUGGGUAGACGGACAGCUUCAGCUGGGUACCAUGUACUACAGUGAGUGUGUGCGCAUGCGUGUGGGCCUGUGUGUGUGUAGAGACCCACUGUUUUUUCUGUUGGUUAGUGUAAAACAGCCUUGUCCCUUUGGUCUCCUGGGGAACAGUGCAAUGUUAGUUGCCUACCAAAAUUCUGCUCCCAACUCUGCAACUCUGCAGCCAUAAGAUGCCACUCUUUUUUUCUCUUGCACACCACAUCUUCCUCUCCCUCUCCUUCUCAAUGUUGGGGAUCUCUCACUCACUUUUGUCUCUCCAUUCCUCCUCUUCCUCCCCAGAUGGCAUCGGGGUGAAGCGUGACUACAAGCAGGCCCUCAAGUUUUUCAACCUGGCCUCGCAGGCGGGCCACAUCCUGGCAUUCUACAACCUGGGCCAGAUGCACGCCACGGGCACCGGCGUUAUGCGCUCCUGCCACACCGCCGUGGAGGUGAGCUAGUUAGCCAUUAGCUAGCUGCUGUACAUAAUUGGCUAGCUGCGGCAUUAGCCAUUAAUUAGCUAUAGCUGCUGUAUAGAAUUGGCUAGCAAUAGCAUUAUCCGUCAACUAGCCGUUAGCUGCUAUGGAAUUGUAUAGCUAUAGGAUUAGCCAUUAGCUAGCUAUUAGCUAGUUGAGUAUCCCAGUCCUUCAGUUCAUUAGCCUUUAAUUAACUUAUCACACACCACUGCUACACUAGCCACCUGGAAGCUAGCCUCUAGACAGUGUUUCCCGGUUUAUUAGCCAGCAAUUAGCUUUGUUAGCUGUGCAUUAAUCAUCAAUAAACCAUCCGUUAGCCUGAGAUUAACCUUAAUCCGUUAGAGUUAUGCAUGAAUAACCAAUUAGCCGUCUUCUAGCUAGGCAUUAAAAAUAGCCACCCGUUUAGCCAUUUAGUAGCCUGCUAAUUGCCCUCCGUUAGCUGCUAUUCAGCCAUGCAUUAGCUAAGCAUUUAGCCAUUAGCUACUCAUUGUCAGUCAUUGUUUGCCAAUCCAUACUUAUCCAUUCCUUAGCCAUUGAACCACAACUGGGGUCAGAUACAUUUUAAUCCUCCCAUUGGUUAAAGUUAAAAUCAGGGGUUGUGUAAUCUGAUCCUAGGUCUGUGCUUAGGGGCGACUACUAUCUUGAGAAUUGCCUGAACAGCCCCUGUUUUGUUCAUGUUUCUGUGUGUAUAUGUCUGUCUUUUGUGUGUGUGUGUGUGUCUGCGAGCAGCUCUUCAAGAAUGUGUGUGAGCGUGGGCGCUGGUCGGAGAGGCUUAUGGCAGCCUACGGCAGCUUCAAGGACGGCGACAUGGAUGGGUCGCUGGUGCAGUACCUGCUGCUGGCCGAGCAGGGCUAUGAAGUGGCCCAGAGCAACGUAGCCUUCAUCCUUGACCAGAGUAAGAACACAUAAACUGUGUGUGUAUGUAUGUACAGUACGAGUCAAAAGUUUGGACACCUACGCAUUCAAGGGUUUUUCUUUAUUUUAACUAUUUUCUACAUUGUAGAAUAAUAGUGAAGACAUCAAAACGAUGAAAUAACAAAUAUAUGGAUAACAUAUGAAUAAAUAACAUAAUAAAUAACAUAUGGAAUCAUGUAGUAACCAAAAAAGUGUUAAACAAAUCAAAAUGAGAUUCUUCAAAUAGCCACCCUUUGCUUUGAUGACAGCUCUGCACACUCUUGGCAUUCUUUCAACCAGCUUCAUGAGGUAGUCACCUGGAAUGCAUUUCAAUUAACAGGUGUGACUUGUUAAAAGUUAAUUUGUGUAAUUUAGCAGACGCUUUUAUCCAAGUGCAUGCAUUUUUACGUAUGGGUGGUCCUGGGGAUCGAACCCACUACCCUGGCGUUACAAGCGCCAUGCUCUACCAAUUGAGCUACAGAGGACCACAAAUAAGCAAAGAGAAACGACAGUCCAUCAUUACUUUAAGACAUGAAGGUCAGUCAAUAUGGAAAAUGUCAAGAACUUUGACAUUUCUUCAAGUGCAGUCGCAAAAACCAUCAAGUGCUAUGAUGAAACUGGCUCUCAUGAGGACCGCCACAGGAAUGGAAGACCCAGAGUUACCUCUGCUGCAGAGGAUAAAUUCAUUAGCGUUAGCUGCACCUCAGAAAUUGCAGCCCAAAUAAAUGCUUCACAGAGUUCAAGUAACAGACACAUCUCAACAUCAACUGUUCAGAGGAGACUGUGUGAAUCAGGCCUUCAUGGUCGAAUUGCUGCAAAGAAACCACUACUAAAGGACACCAAUAAUAAGAAGAGACUUGCUUGGGCCAAGAAACAACAGCAAUGGACAUUAGAUCGGUGGAAAUGUGUCCUUUGGUCUGGAGUCCAAAUUGGAGAUUUUUGGUUCCAGCCACCAUGUCUUUGUGAGACGCGGUGUGGGUGAACGGAUAAUCGCCGCAUGUGUAUUUCCCACCGUAAAGCAUGGAGGAGGAGGUGUUAUAGUGUGGGGGUGCUUUGCUGGUGACACUGUCUGUGAUUUAUUUAGAAUUCAAGGCACACUUAACCAGCAUGUCUACCACAGCAUUCCAUUCUGCAGCGAUAUGCCAUCCCAUCUGGUUUGGGCUUAGUGGGACUAUCAUUUGUUUUUCAACAGGACAAUGGCCCAACACACCUCCAGGCUGUGUAAGGGCUAUUUUACCAAGAAUGAGAGUGAUUGAGUGCUGCAUCAGAUUACUUGGCCUCCACAAUCCCCUGACCUCAACCAAAUUGAGAUGGUUUGGGAUGAGUCGGACCGCAGAGUGAAGGAAAAGCAGCCAACAAGUGCUCAGCAUAUGUAGGAACUCCUUCAAGACUGUUGGAAAACCAUACCAGGUGAAGCUGGUUGAGAGAAUGCCAAGAGUGUUCAAAGCUGUCAUCAGGGCAAAGGGUGGCUAUUUGAAUAUAAAAUAUAUUUUGAUUUGUUUAACACUUUUUUUGGUUACUGUAUGAUUCCAUAUGUGAUAUUUCAUUGUUUUUAUGUCUUCACUAUUAUUCUACAAUGUAAAUAAAGUAUAAAUAAAGAAAAACCCUUGAAUGAGUAGGUGUUCUAAAACUUUUGACCGGUAGAGUGUGUGUGUAUGUAUGUAUGUAUGUAUGUAUGUAUGUAUGUAUGUAUGUAUGUAUGUAUGUAUGUAUGUAUGUAUGUAUGUAUAUAUGUAUAUAUAUAUAUAUAUAUAUAUAUAUAUAUAUAUCUAUAUAUAUAUAUAUAUCUAUAUAUAUACCCUAGCUAGCUAGGGGGAACUGUUUUGAAGAGUUCCGUACUGUUUAACUGCAACCAUCUUGAACCUCCUUAUCCCAAUUAUGUUUCUCCUUCUUCAGCAUUUGGAUUGGUGUAGCCAUGGGCAAGAGUGAGCCAUGUGCCUUCCACAAGUUAAUUCCUUUUAAAUUCAAAUUUGAACAAGUGCACACUUUUAGGGAGAAAGGGGAGAAACCAAAUGUGGCUCUCAUACAGUAUGUACAUUGGUACGACCAUGCCACCACUGCUUCCACUCACCUCUGUCACCAGAGGGCACUGUUACUCUAUAACAAGUGAACCAAGCAUACGGCCUGGGGAAAGUCUGUGGCCUGCCAUCUGAUCUAAUGUGUUCAGAACACUAACCUCUUGUCUGGUUAUAUGAAAAUAUGUGAUUUUGGAGAAAUAAGAAUUCACCGGAAUGCAGUGAAUCCCCUGUGGUUGUUGUUUAGAUCAUGAACGAUUGUUACACUAUGCUAAAAUAAUCAAUUUCUUUGUGCAGCCCUUCUGAUACGUGCUUUUACACAAACAGUGCGUUCUGAACGUUUUCAGACCCCUUUACUUUUUCCACAUUUUGUUGCGUUACAGCCUUAUUCUAAAAUAAUAAUAAAUAAAUAAAUCCUCAUCAAUCUACACACAAUACCCCAUAAUGACAGUUAUUAGAAAUGUUUGCAAAUGUAUUAAAAUUAUAAAACAGAAAUACCUUGAAUGCCAAGCGUCACUUCUGGAGGAAACCUGGCACCAUGCCUAUGGUGAAACAUGGUGGUGGCAGCAUCAUGCUGGGGGGAUGUUUUUCAGUGGCAGGGACUGGGAGACUAGUCAGGAUCGAGGGAAAGAUGAACGGAGCAAAGUACAGAGAGAUCCUUGAUGAAAACCUGCUCCAGAGCGCUCAGGACCUCAGACUGGGGCGAAGGUUCACCUUCCAACAGGACAACGACCCUAAGCACACAGCCAAGACAACGCAGGAGUGGCUUCGGGACAAGUCUCUGAAUGUCCUUGAGUGGCCCAGCUAGAGCCCGGACUUGAACCUGAUCCAACAUCUCUGGAGAGACCUGAAAAUAGCUGUACAGCGACUCUCCCCAUCCAACCUGACAGAGCUUGAGAAGAUCUGCAGAGAAGAAUGGGAGAAACUACUCAAAUACAGGUGUGCCAAGCUUGUAGCAUCAUACCCAAGAAGACUUGGCUGUAAUCACUGCCAAAGGUGCUUCAACAAAGUAAAGGGUAAAGGGUCUGAAUACUUUUAUGUAAAUGUGAUAUUUCAGUUUUUAUUUUUAUAUAAAUUAGCAAACAUUUCAAAAAACCUGUUUUUGCUUUGUAAUUAUGGGGUAUUGUAUGUAGAUUGAUGAGGAAAAACAAUUUAAUCAAUUUUAGAAUAAUGCUGUAACGUAACAAAGUGGAAAAAGUCAAGGGGUCUGAAUCCUUUGCAAAUACACUGUCAUUUUUGACAAAGUAAAUCUUGAAUGCAUUUAAUUACCACUUAUCAUGAUGAUAUUAAACCAGUUGGUACCAUUUUGUAUUUAUGAACCAUGGGUUGGAACCGGUUCAGGAAACAACACACAACUGGAAAAUAACUUCAUUUUUUGACAAACAGAACCAUAACUUCUCUAGUGUUCUGGAACAGAAACAUUAUUUAAAAUCUUGAGAAACGGUUAAUAAAAUACAGUAACUAUUCCUAGUACAUGGGUCUCCAACAGGUCGAUUGCGAGCAACCAGUAGCUCACAGCCCACCUAUGAGGAGCACACCAAACAAUUCUGGAAGUACAUGCAAUUUUCAAGUUUUCCACCGCAAACUGUCAUAAACAAAUCUCACAAGUAUCAGACACCGCAAGCUCCCAACUACUAUCUAAUCAACGCACCGUUGACAUUAUCCCACCCCUGGUUAGCCACUAUUGACUUAAAAAGCCAAACCUAACACAAUAUCUUCCAAUUAAUUUCCAGCAGUAUUGCCCUGGUCUGGCUGUGUGGUGCGCGUGUUUGUCUAUCACUCCUUGUGUAGCCAUCCAGUUGAUGUGAUAGCCAUCUUGUUGGUAGAUAGAAAUACUUUCCCCUAAACCUUCUCAAUUAAAUGUUAACUGCAAAGUAGGCUUACCUGGCAGAAGUACAUUUUUAUAUAUAUAUAUAUAUAUAUAUAUAUGUGUGUGGACACCCCUUCAAAUUAGUGGAUUCGGCUAUUUCACCCACACCCGUUGCUGACAGGUAUAUAAAAUCGAGCACACCGCCAUGCAAUCUCCAUAGACAAACAUUGGCAGUAGAAUGGCCUUACUGAAGAGCUCAGUGACUUAACGUUGCACCGUCAUAUGAUGCCACCUUUCCAAUAAGUCUGUUCGUCAAAUUUAUGCCCUGCUAGAGCUGCCCCGGUCAAUGGUAAGUGCUGUUAUUGGAAACGUCUAUGAGCAACAACUGCUCAGCCGCGAAGUGGUAGGCCACAAGCUCACAGAACGGGACCGCCGUCUGUCCUCUGUUGUAACACUCACUACCGAGUUCAAAACUGCCUCUGAAAGCAACGUCAGCACAAUAACUGUUCGUCGGGAGCUUCCAUGGCCGAGCAGCCGCACACAAGGCUAAGAUCACCAUGCGCAAUGCCAAGCGUCGGCUGGAGUGGUGUAAAGCUUGUCGCCAUUGGAGUCUGGAGCAGUGGAAACGCGUUCUCUGGUGUGAUGAAUCACGCUUCACCAUCUGGCAGUCUGACAGAAGAAUCUGGGUUUGGCGGUUGCCAGGAGAAUGCUAACUGCCCCAAUGCAUACUGCCAACUGUAAAGUUUGGUGCAGGAGGAAUAAUGGUCUGGGGCUGUUUUCAUGGUUCGGCGAGGCCCCUUAAUUCCAGUGAAGGGAAAUCUUAACGCUACAGCAUACAAUGACAUUCUAGACGAGUCUGUGCUUCCAACUUUGUGGCAACAGUUUGGGAAGGGCCUUUCCUGUUUCAGCAUGACAAUGCCCCUGUGCACAAAGCGAGGUCCAUACAGAAAUGGUUUGUCAAGAUCUGUUUGGAAAUCAACUCUAAGGUUUGUCAGACUGAAACUAUUUUAAGGCGAUCUUUGAAGCUUCUUGCUUGUCCAGUGUUUGCUGCACAGAGAGAAUUAAGUGUUGUAUCUGUGAAAGUUCACCUCUGCGCUGUCACAGACUGGUCUUCCCUGGUUCUCUGACCCUGCUGAGACCCCUGUCGCCAUCUGAUCCUGCUCAGAUGAGGCAUGACAAAGAAUUACCUUGGUGUACAUUUAUACAUGAUAUUAUCCAAGAAUAGAAUCAAUGGUUCAAUAAUUGAAAUGACCAUUAUUCUCAGAUCCUAGACUGUAUCCAUCAACUCAAGAUGGAACUUUGUAUACAUUCACAGAUGUAUUAUAAUAUACUGCAAAAUUCACUUGAGCUCCAUAGGCUUGUUUUCCCUGGCUGUCUGACCCAGCAGGGACACCUGUUGCCAUCUAAUCCUGCUAAGACAUGAUGAGCAUAUUGUUGUGUACUGACUGUGCACCUUGACAGUGAAGCGUGUAGAACUGUUUAUACCGUGUCAGUCUGAAAAGUAGGGAAAUAACUAGGGAAACUGACAGAUCAGUUGUUGGGGCUGUGUUUCUGGACCUAAGGAAGGCUUUUGAUACUGUUAACCAUGAGAUUCUCAUCACAAAAUUGUCCAAGUUCAACUUUUCCCCCGAUGCCUUGAGAUGGAUGAAAUCAUACCUUGAAGGCAGAACUCAGUGUGUCAGAGUGAGCAAUGAGCUAUCGCCCACUCUUAGCUAUGAUGUGGGUGUGCCCCAAGGGUCAAUACUGGGGCCCCUCCUGUUCAGCCUGUACAUUAAUGAUCUGCCUUCUGUCUGUACUGGGUCUGAAGUUCAAAUGUAUGCAGAUGAUACAGUGAUAUAUGUGCAUGCAAAGAGCAAACAACAAGCUGCACAAGAACUCACUACUGUAAUGGUCCAGGUUACAAAGUGGCUCAGUGACUCGUGUUUGCAUCUCAAUGUGAAAAAAACUGUUUGCAUGUUCUUCACAAAGAGGGCAACAGAUGCUACUGAGCCAGAAGUCUAUGUGUCAGGGGAGAAGCUCCAGGGGGUAUCUGAUUUUAAGUACCUUGGCAUCAUACUUGAUUCCAACCUCUCUUUUAAAAAGCAUGUGAAAAAGGUAAUUCAAAUAACCAAAUUCAACCUAGCUAAUUUCCGAUUUAUACGAAAUUGUUUGACUACAGAGGUAGCAAAACUGUACUUCAAAUCUAUGAUACUCCCCCACUUAACAUACUGCUUGACUAGUUGGGCCCAAGCUUGCUGUACAACAGUAAGACCUAUUCAGUCUGUCUACAAACAGGCUCUCAAAGUGCUUGAUAGGAAGCCCAAUAGCCAUCAUCACUGUCACAUCCUUAGAAAGCAUGAGCUCCUGAGUUGGGAAAAUCUUGUGCAAUACACCGAUGCAUGUCUUGUAUUCAAGAUCCUAAAUGGCUUGGCUCCCCCUCCACUCAGUAUUUUUGUUAAACAGAAAACUCAAACAUAUGGCAGCAGAUCCACAAGGUCUGCCAUGAGAGGUGACUGUGUAGUUCCCCUAAGGAAAAGCACCUUUAGUAAAUCUGCUUUUUCUGUGAGAGCUUCCCAUGUCUGGAAUACACUGCCAUCAGACACACACAACUGCACCACAUAUCACACUUUCACAAAAUGCUUGAAGACAUGGCUAAAGGUCAAUCAGAUUUGUGAACAUGGUCCCUAGCUGUGUGUUGCCGCUUUCCAUGUCUGUUGUCUGUAACUUGUGAGGUGUGGAAACAUUUUGUUGCUUUUAUGAAUUUUGUCUUGCUGCUUUUUGUUCUAUGUUGCUCGGUCUGUAUGCUACGUCUUGCUUGUCCUAUGUUGCUAUUUCUGUAUGCUAUGUCUUGUUCUAUGUUGUUAUUGUCCAUAUUGUAAUUGUUUUUAAUAACCUGCCCAGGGACUGCGGUUGAAAAUUAGCCGGCUGGCUAAAACCGGCACUUUUACUGAAACGUUGAUUAAUGUGCACUGUCCCUGUAAAAAUAAACUCAAACUAAACUCAACUCAAUAACAUUACAUUGCUAUACUGACUAAUAAAAACUCACAUUGCGCUGAAAAAACGUCAGAAUAUCAGUCUUCAAUCGUUUGGCCGCUGGUUUCAUCGUUUGAUUCAGGUCUAGUGUGAUUGAGGCAAAAAUAAUAGCUGAAGUUAGUGAGCUAGCUAGCUAACGUUAGACAACUUUUGGCUAGCUCUAGCUAAUGGUACAUCAAAUUUACUUCUGUUAAAAUGGGUCAUAACAAAGGCUAGAAAACAUUUCCAUACACACAACAGCUGUUAGAUAUUGCUAACUGACAGAUGGCUAGUAGUUCAUUCACUCCAGUCGAGAGGGGAUGAAACAUUACAUUAGCUAACGUAACGUCAGUUACACUACUAGCUCAGUACUGGGAAUAAAUACUUUUUUUUUCUGUCAAACAGUAGUUACCUUGCCAGCUAGAUCAGUCAACUAAAGAGUAGCCAGUUUCUGCUCUGCUUGCUUUUACAACUUGGAGAAAUAGCGUAACACAGAGACAGCAGCUGCCUCUGUUAAUCUCUCCCAUGCUGGUCCUAUGUGCCAGCCUUUCAGAAGCUUUGCCUUCACACUGCCUGUCCGCACGCGCUGUGGUGUCCGUGCGGUCCAAAAUCCAGCCGGCUGAACCCGAACGCUCUGAGGCGUCCGCAUGGUCCCAAAGCACACCGGUGCCUUAUUUUGUAUCACAGUGCAAUAAUAAAACUGGGGGUGACAAAAAUGCAAUUUCAGAAUGUGAGGGGGGUCAUGUCCCCCCUGUCCCUAGUGAAAGUUGCGCCCCUUGACCAUAUUAUAUUUCAAAACUCGAGCUUUGAAAACCAAAUAGAUCAGUCGGUGUAGCACUUGUGAGGCAUAGUUGAAUGUACAUUUUAAUAAUUUGCAAAUAAUUUGCUUUUUUAUUUUACUGGGCUGCUGGUACCUGCAUCUGAUGUUCAUUGUGCAUUCAAGACAACUGGGAACUUGGUCAUGACGUCACUGAUCUUCAGGUCGGAAAGUCGGAGCUCUAGAAAGAGGCCAGCAUUCCCGACUUGGAAUUUCGAGUUGGAUGACCGUUAAACAAUUUUUUCCAGACUGAGUUCCUAGUUGUCUUGAACGCACUGAAAUCUGACAUUUCCGAGUUCCCAGUUGUUUUGAACACGGCAUUAGUCUCAGCGGAGGUAGGGAGAGAGCAGCAGAGUCCCUGCUCUCUCCUUCCUUUCCUCCAGGGAGACUGACCAGAGAGAGGGGACACUGUCUUCCACCUGAUGGGGAAACUCGAGUUGCACCGCAUCUGCCUCGUGCACAAAUUAAUGUUGUUCCUAUGACCAGAGAAAGUGAAAUGUUCCUCUAUUAAAAUAGACACGCAGGGCUAUCGAUACACUUGGCUACUCAUUCAUUGCAGCUGCUGCGCAAGUGCUUUUAUGUUUUGUAAUAGUGUUGAGCAAAAAGAGUAUUGACAGUGCUGAAUAAAAACUUAAGAUCUCACGCAUAAAAACAGCUGCUUUUUGCUUUAUUCUUUGGCAGUCUCUCUCUGUUGAUGAUUUUAAAAGUUAUGAAGUCUCACGUAGGCUAGUAUCAAAAUUUGCUGUUGCCGGUGUCAUGGACGCUGUAGGAACGGUGAUUUAGACACAGAUCUCCCUGUCCGCCGGGCGGGCUGAAAUUGUAUUUUCAGACAAAUUUAAAUGGUUCCAAAUGGGAACACUUUGCCUAUCCGGUGCGCAGGGCUUAUGAAUCAAGUGCACCUACCGCCAACAGCGCAACACAAAUAAUAAAAAAAGGAGUGCAAGCCUUUAUUGUUGGCUUUUCUGCAGAAAUGUUUGGUGAUCGACUAGGAAUGCCUUGAAGAUCGACCAGUCGAUAACGAUUGACCGGUAGGUGACCACUGAAUUAUAUCAUUUGUAUCUAUUUGUUAUUUGCGAACUUUGCCAUGAGAUGAGCAGCAGCAGUACAGAUACAUUGCUAGACCAUCACAUUAGACGGCACAUUCCUCACUCGCUAGAAGGGCAAUUAAAGGGCCAGACGCUCAAUUAAAGGGGAAUUACACUUACAAAUCAAAAUGUUAGUUUUCCAGACCUAAAGAAAAUGGUCUUCUGUGAUUUAAGCAUUGACAUGGACUCGGAACAUCCAAUAUCGAUGUUUCUCUAUGAACAGUUGUAAGUUUGAGCAUGAAAAACUAAACAAAUCUUAAACCAUGAAAAGGAAAAUAUAAAACAGAUUUUAUAGGGCCCCCCUUAGUUGUUUACUAACCAUUAUUUUACCAUAUAUAUUGACAAAACAGUGCACUAUUUUCUCUUGUACAAUAAGGACCCAGGGGAGAGGAUAAGAAUAUGCCUAUUUCAGCUGCAUAUCAAGCCGGCACUUAUCUGACCAAUUAAACAUGUAAACAACUAUCUUACCCGUUCCAAAGCAAGGUGCUCUAGUCGUGAUAAUAAGCUAAAUUUAAAGACUGUUGAUUUCACGGGUUGAAAAAAUUAACAAAAAGGAACUAUAUGAACCAUGACUUUUUUGGGGUUCGAACCAGUUCACAACUUUUAUUAUGAUGGUUGUAACAAAAAAAUAUUGAGUUUCGAAUGGAACAAUUUGGAAAAUAAUUUGGGUUCCAACCCCUGUUCUGAACUGUGUGUGUGUGUGUGUGUGUGCGCGUCUCAUUUUUAAGCAGAGGAGGCGCGGAUCUUCAGUGAGAACGAGACGUACCCUCGAGCCCUCCUCCAUUGGACCAGAGCAGCAGCACAGGGUUGGUCUAGCCUCCUUCAUAAAUCACCCUCCCCUGUUAUUUCUGUGCUGAGCAACCAUCUUGUUUUUGUACCCUUAAGUUAUUGUAGGCAAGGAUAGCUAAGAUAAAGCUGGGGAAUUGAAGUGACGUGUGCUGUAUGUUCAACUGUGUGACUCAGGUUAAACAGGGACCAGGAUAAAACUGGGGGACAACCACUUCUACGGUUACGGGACUGACGUGUGUACUGUAUCUUCAACUGUGUUACCCAGGGCCCCAGUUAAAAAAACAACAACAUUUGAAUCUAGAUUAAAAUGAUCCUGUCACAAAAUAGAAGCAAAUCUGCAACAUAUCACAUUAUAUGCUACAAUAAAUAUAAUGUUAUAUGAUCCCAUGACAUUUGGUUUGAAAAACUGGGCCCAGUUUAUACAGUGGCUAGGAUAAAGCUGGGGGACUACCACUUCAACGGUUAUGGUACUGGCGUGUGUACGGUUAUGGUACUGACGUGGGUACUAUAUGUCCAACUGUGUUACCCAGGUUAUACAGUGGCUAGAAUAAAGCUCGGGGACUACCACUUCUACGGUUACGGCACUAACGUGGACUACGAGACUGCUGUCAUCCACUAUAGGCUGGCCUCGGAGCAGCAGCACAGUGCUCAGGCCAUGUUCAACCUGGGCUACAUGCAUGAGAAAGGCCUGGGCAUCAAACAGGUGGGCAAACACACACAUGCGCACACAUUCAUACACAUUUACAUUUAACAUUUUAGUCAUUUAGCAGACGCUCUUAUCCAGAGCGACUUACAGUUAGUGAGUGCAUACAUUUUCAUACUGGCCCCCCGGGGGAAAUGAACCAACAACCCUGGCGUUGCAAGCGCCAUGCUCUACCAACUGAGCUACAGGGGACACCCGCACACAACCAUGUAACCCUCUAUCUUUCCCCCUCGUGUAGGACAUCCACUUGGCCAAGCGUUUCUAUGACAUGGCUGCCGAGGCCAGUCCCGACGCCCAGGUGCCCGUCUUCCUGGCUCUGUGUAAACUGGGCCUGGUCUACACCCUGCAGUACAUGCACGACCUCAACGUGAGUGUACAGUACAGAGCGCCUCCUGGACCUGGGUGACUCUGGGAGAUUGUUUCAUCAGUCGUUUCUAUUUCAACUCGUGUGGGCCAGGCUCAAUGUUUGAGGCAAACUUAGGCUAGUUGUAGUUUAUUACAUUCGUACAGGAUUCAUGGGAUUGUACUGCUGGUUAAAUGUAAUCAAUGCUCUCUCUCUUUCUGCUCCCUCUCCCUGCAUCAUCUCCCUCCAUCCCCCCUCCACCAGAUGACUGAGCUGGUCAGUCAGGUGGACCUUGACCAGCUCCUGGGCCCCGAGUGGGACCUCUACCUCAUGACGGUCAUCGCCCUGCUACUGGGCACAGUCAUCGCUUACCGCCAGAGACAGCACCAGGCCGUGCCCCCGCGGCCCCCUCCUCCCCCGGCCCCAGCCAGGCCCCUCCAGGAGCAGCCCCAGCCCCAACCCGAGGACCAGGUUCAGCCCGAGGUCCCGCCCCAGGCCGAAGAGGAGCAGCAGUGA